AGUUUAAUAAAAGAUUUAGGUUUAUAUGGUAUUUACACUUGGCGCAAGUAACUUUGCGUCAAAACCUGGAAACUGUCGCUUCAAUCUACGGCGUGUAGUACGUUUGACUAAAGCGUUCUAUCGAUUGUUGAUUCCCUAGGUUGAGAGAGUUCGCUUCGCUAUAAAGAGUCUUUGGAAGGCAUACUGUCAUAAAAUACGACCACUUGUCGCUUGACGUGCUGUUCUCCAGUGGAGUCUGUAAAGCAAGGUUGGAGAAGCGGUAACUGUGUCGCUUUUAAAGGUUCGAGGUAUGUGUAUUCAAUUGCUUCUAGUGUUUAGAAUAAUACUUCAUAAAAUUCGUAAGCCUUUACCUAGCAUGGACCGUAGCGCUAAAACAGGCUUCUAGAAAACAGGCAUUGAUAGUCUGCGUAUUAUGAUUCUAUCAUUGAAAGAUGAAACCCUAACUUCGAUAACAACAGCUGGACGUUUAAAAUAUACAAAAUAUCAAGUCUUUUCUGUAGAAUUAGCCUUUAACCACUGCCCUUUCGAUAAACAAGAGUAAAUGCUUUAAAGGCAAAGUAUUUGUGCGCAGAUUAAUCUGUUUUUCACCGCAAAAACACGAAUAAAACUGUACAUUUGCGAACAAAAUUUUAACGCUUCAAUAUAUAGCAUAUUAUAUACUCUAUCUUAGACUUUAAUCGCGUCUUUCAUUAAAUAAUAACAAAACUAUAAACAUUUUAUAGUUCCGCAAACUAGCUAUACAGAGUGUCUGUGCCUCUAUUAGUUUAUUUUCGACCGCAGUAGACACAAAUAGGACCAUGAUCAAUGUCGAUUGAUGUUCAAAUUCAUGAAUUCAUGUCUUUAAAGCUACACCAGAAACAUUUAGUUUUAUAUUCCGCUAUAUAACAGGAAGGUUAUUUUCCACACUGCCUAUUUCACAAAAAGUACACUUAUGAUAUUGCACUUUAGUUUAUUUCAUGUGAGAAGGUUUCGAUUUACAUUUCCGACGGAGCUCCUUUCAACUUGCGUCAAUAUAAAUAACAGGAAGCCGACGAUUUUCUCAUCAAUUUAUUGUUAGUUUUAUUUGACGAACUCUUUGAGUUGGGUUUGUAUAUGUUAACGACUGUCCGUCAUUAUGUAUGCAAAAUAUGCAUGUCUGCAAAGCCUAACUCAUAACUCGCGUUCGGCGAUGUGAAAUAGUCUGCAUCGUUCGUGUGUGUAUUGUGUGCGCUAUGCAAAUCAAUAUUUUCUGAUUGUAGAGAAGUAUAGACACUCGUUCACAUCGCGGCUAUGCCUUAAUAUGUUCGCGACCGUUACGCCUUAUCGCUAAGUGUGAUUAUCAAGAGCAGAUUUUGAUUAAAUAGGCUAUUUCGAGCUAAAGCAAUAUGGUCUUCAAAUUGGGCUAUUCCAUUUAAAACACGUAUUUUGUAUUUUCCUUUUUGAGGACAAGAAUUUUACUAUACUUCUCAAGAAUUCCUGUCGUAAAAGAGAUCCCUAAAAAUUCCUAUCAAAAGCAUUCAUCACGUGAAAAAAAAUGAGCAUUGAAGAAUUUCGAUUUUUUUUUCACUUGACCCUUGAAGAAUUCAAAACACCCAACCCUGAAGAAUUUAGAAUUCCAUAGUAAAAUUGACUUACUUCUGAGGGAAUUUCGGGACUAAAAAUUGUCUAACCCUGAAGAAUUCCAAAGCUCCUCGAUAAGGGGAGGGGGUUGCCGGCGCGGAAUAGCCCUCGGAAUAGCCCAAUAUAGCCUAUAUGUCCCCUUGGAGCCUACAUGAACGUCGUCAGUUCAAUACUAGGGUUAAGCGAUAUUUAAAAAAUCAUAUCAUAAUCAUCGUCUAUAGGAAAUUAUCACGAUAUUCGAUAUCGUAUUGAAUUUUAGAUCAUUUAAGAUAUAUCAGUUUACAUAUCGUAUUAUAAAUAACAAAUUGAAGUGAAUAUCCAACUAAAACAAGUCAAAAGCUUGUUUCAUUUCAUCAUUUCAUAAACCCUAGCUGUCCACUGCGAUAGUGGCAAAGUGGCAAGAUUUAUGUUCGAGAAAUUAAGGAAAACUGUUUUCGGAUUUUUUAAAAGCGAUGUACACAUGCCAACCAAUAUCGCGUUAACCCUAACAAUAAUUACGAUAUAUCGUCGCGUAAGUUUCUACCUUCGAUACGAUAAUCAUGAGUAAAUUAUCACGAUAAUAUCGAAAUAUCGCGCAACUCCGUUUAGUUUAUCAGUUAAGACUAUUACCAAUCUUGUUAAUUCGGGAGGAACAGCGCAAGCGCGGUUGUGGCCGACUAAAAAUGACUAAAUGUUUUUAUAAUUGCGCAAAAUGGAAUUAAGAUCGUUAGAAAUGAAUUCAUUUUGUACAUUCUGCGUCGUCAUCGGUAAAUAUGCGUGCGUCAACUCAUCUCUAGAGAUGUGUAUUAAAAAUGCCGGAAUGCCGACUCAUUUUCUUGGAAUUGAUAUACUUGAGAACCUCGUUGCGACGUAUGUUUACGAUCAUUCUAAUCAUCAAGGCAAAACACUCCCUUAUAUAAUUCCCUAGUUACAGUAACUAUGUGGCAGAAAUAAAAAAUAACAGAGAUUUUGUUUAUACACAUUUUCAUCGACGUUUGUGUGUUUACUCGAAAUUAUAUACAAUGGUCGUUAUUUCGCAGUAGAUCAGUCUAUAUCACCAGAUUCAAGCAGAAAGUAUGAUGAAAUAUGUGAGCCACACUCUCUAACUUACGCGAUGUACCAAUUUAAAUAUAUAUAUAUGGGCUUUUUCAAUUUCUGGUACGAUGCAGCCAUGUAUAUAUAGCUAGAGGUUUAGUUUUUUUGCGAGGAAAAUAAAAUCGGAUGGACAUAAGAAUCUGGAGACUGGAAUAGGGGUCUUAUUUUUUAUACUUGUCAAUUAUAGUUUUGGAGUAUGUUAUAUAAUAUGAGCCACACCAAAUAUAAUCUUUUGAAAAUGUUUAUUCAGUAUCAUCAACAUUGUUGAUAUUAAAAUAAAAAAAUGCCUCUUGUCAGUGAGUUUUGUAUGAGUUAGGUAAGGGGUUUAGGAAUCUAAAUUUAUAUAUACAAGUUAUUAAUACGAUUGGAAGAUUAUAACACUAUAGGCUACACCUUAUACGUAAACGAACACCCUUUAAUAUCAUUUAGGUAUAUACACCUUAUAUAGGUAAACGAACAUCCGUUAUAAUAUAAACUCUGCAUUCAUUCAAUGUCAUUUUGGGGCCCACUACAUACGACUGAAAUAUUAUUCCCAAAUAAACUGAAAUAUAUAAUCGCAAACAAUAUACUUUGACCUUUUUAUGUUUUAUGUCAAUAUGAUAUUGUAUCCUGUUAUAUAAAGUUGUCUUCCUUGGUCAAGAAAUUCCUGUCGUAUAGAUAAAAAAAAUAUUAGGCUUUCAACACUAUUCCAAAGUAAAACAUCUGUAAGCCGAUAUACUAUAACUAUAUAAAGCGAUUUUGACUACCGCUCAAAGCCAAAGGGCUCACUCGAAACACUAACGAUUUAAUUUUAUUCCACCGACUAUACUUGAGAGUUGAAUUCUCUUUGAACAAUGUCACGGUCCCACGAUUUCCGGCAUGCAUGUGGCUUGUCUCGAGUCUCGACUCAGGACUAGCUCUUACCUUCCGAAAUACAGCAUCCAUGCCGUUGAUAUAAUCGACGGUAAACCGCUUCAUUGAUACCUUGGAGUCUUGGUCUUGAAAAGUUGACAGUUAUCGUCAGAUUUUAAGUAAUUUAAAGCUACGUCUUUGAAAUAAAUAUUUAAGUCCUAAGCGAUAAAGAAAGUUCCUUUGUAGUUUAAUAUUUGCGAAAGCAUCCAUUAAUUGGCUGUAUGUUUUACUUAUUUCCGAACAUCCGUGAACGUGCUAUUUGACAUACACAGUUGGUUGUAGCUAUACAUGCUGAAACAGUGCACUACAAAUCAAGGUUUGAUAAAUGUUUUGAUAUAUUUUGUUUGGAUUACUACUGUGUAGAAUUUGUUUUGUUGAGUGAUCUAAAAGAGAUACGAAUUUGUGAUAUUUAAUGUUUAUCACAUGUUUUCAUUUACUGAAGUCUGUAUAAUAGAUGUUGUAAGAUCAUAGAUGUAAUGUUACAAUACACUAUACGCGUUGAUAUAUUAUAUGGAGUUCGAGUGAUAUACAAUAUUGUUAUAUCAAUGCUGUGUAGUAGUAAUGUAUUGUGCACUAUUACCUAUCUGUUAUUACAAUAACAAUAUUUAAUCAGUGUAUUAACAACGUGAUCAUCACCGUAUAUAUAUAUAUAUAUAUAUAUAUAUAUAUAUAUAUAUAUAUAUAUAUAUAUAUAUAUAUAUAUAUAUAUAUAUAUAUAUAUAUAUAUAUAUAUAUAGUUAUAGUAAUAUAGUAAUAUAGUAAUAUAGUAAUAUAGUAAUAUAGUAAUAUAGUAAUAUAGUAAUAUAGUAAUAUAGUAAUAUAGUAAUAUAGUAAUAUAGUAAUAUAGUAAUAUAGUAAUAUAGUAAUAUAGCUUAAUUUUUGUUUACGAAACACAAACAGUGCUCAAUACCAUAUAUAGAGCGUAAUAUAGUUUUUCGUUUUACCUCAAAAAACCACAACAGUCUGUUUCAUCCGUAUAGGAAUUUUGUAAAAAUAGUUGAUAUAGUUAAUUUUAAAGAAAACGAAGUUAUUUUACAGAGAUUAUUUAUAAAAUUAACCCCACUCCACGAUAUUUUAGAUGACCAUAAAAAAUGUCGCUCGACCGGUACCCCAUGAAACCUGAUUGAUAAUUUAAUUUAAUUUAAUUUACCAUGCAUCUUUAUAACUUAACCAUAUACAGAAAGGAUUUAUUUAUUGUAUGCAGAUAUUUAUUAUUAGACCUUUUCAUUGGAUGCCCAUGGUUAACUCGCUUUGUAUUAUUCCAUGUUUAAUCGCCAGCUAUUUGCGCUAGGUAUUUUUAACAGCUAUUAUUGCGCGGUCAAUGUUUGGAAUUCUUGACAUUUUUCUCAAAACCACCAGGAAAUUCUAUAACUGCGUUGCUGCUUAAUCUUGUGUGCUUGUUUUUGCCUUGUUCAAUUACAGCACGGUACGCUCGCCCUGUGCCAUAGCUUAUGCAUGUGAUCGGUCCGAUCGUAAAUCAUAAUUAUUCCACGCGUCUUAAGUGGUUUCGCUAAGCAAUAAGCAUUAUCGUCCUAUAACAGAAAUAUUUAUUAUAAUAGUCUUUAAUCCACAAGGCAUAACAAAACACCAUGCAAAGAUUAACUAAAAUAAUUGUAUAAACUGUCAAAAACGUUUUGAAUGUCGUAAAAAUAUUUUGCAACCAGUUUCAUAAUAGUUAUAUAUAUUUUGCAUAUAUAGCAAGGACAUACUUCAGUAACAGAUUUUGUGAAGUGAAUAAAUUAAAUAUAAAUAAUUAGUUUCGCAAAUUUUGCACAAAUGUUAUCUAAGAUCAACGAAGUUUGCGUUACCGCAAGAUAUUAAGUAAUUUUGUUUGUUUCCAAUCGCGUUCGAUCACAAAGUUUACAUAUUGUAUCACUGUGUUCAAAAUUAUUCUAAUAAAUACUUUGUAAAAUAUAUAUUGGUUAUCAAUUGGAAUUGAUAUUAAUUAACCAGCUCCCGUUGUUUCACCAUGCAACAAGGCUAUUAAACUAUUAUUAAGUGACUAUAUAGUAAAUCUUCAAAUAUAUGCAACCAAUAUUUUACUACAAGUGUAUAGAUAUACUUGUAUAUUAAUUAAGGGCACUCUUCACAAUUUGGCAUAUAUUGCUAGUAGUAGAAAAAAAUUGAAAUCUACAAUUUAAAUCUUGUUUUUAAAAAUUUUAUUUUUAAAACUUUCAAAGGAAUUAAUUUUGCCCACUGCAGAUGCAUGCACGGUUACUGCAGUUAUCAGAAUGACAAAACAAAUGUCAAUUCUUUUUAUUAUAUAUGUGAUAGUUUUAUGAAUGGAACCGAAGAUAUAGUUUAAUAGAUGAUUCCAGAAUUAGACGAAAGUUUGAUCUGGAUAAGAAAAACGAAAUCCAUUACCAAAGCUGGAAAGAGCUCAUCAUCUUAAGUUGAGUAAAAUUGCAAAGUUUGGCUGCGAAUUGUUGUAAAAUGAGGAAAAUAUAGCCCUGUGAAGUUCGCAAAUUUUUAAAUAAUUGCAUUACGCGCGUAAUACAAAUAUAUACAAAAUUUUACAGCGCGUAAUACAAAUAUAUACAAAAUUUGCGAACUUCACAGGGCUGCUAUAUUUUCUUCAUUUUACAACAUUUAGCAACCAAUAUUUGCAGCUUUACUCAUUCUAAGACGCUCUUUCUAGCUGAGGUAUUGGAUUUCGUUCUUCUUAAGAGCCUUGAUCAAAAUUUAGUCUAGAGCUGGAGUCGCCCAUUUUCUUGCUCCAUAUAGGCUAAAGUGUCGACAUUUCUGUAUUUGACCACCUUGAUGUAGAAUUGUUAGAAUUCUUUGUUUAUUGUAACCUGAGAGAUUUCAUCCCCUCAUUGACUUGUACGUCUCCAGCUGAGCUUAACUCAAGUAUUUACUUCAAAUUUUUCAAAUGCUUCUCCCAGCCAUUCCGGUUCAGACUUGGCAAUUUCUGUUUCGAAAUAACACGAAAUAAUCUUCCCACAGAUUUCUCAGCACAAGUUUCGAAACGUAUUCUCUUUAAUAUAUCGGCUUUUACAGGCUGUUAGUUCCGCAAAUGACCAUUUUGCAUUUCAAUUACUCAAUUAGAAUGUAUUAAAUUGGUCAUUAGAAUGCACUAAUUAGUUGCUAAAGUCCUCGCCCUAAAUUAUUGUGUUAUUAUUUUCUAUUUUUGACCUUCGGUGGUUUGCCAGAAUUAUAAGACUUCUUAACUUAAGUAUUAAACAUCCCUGCCUCGCCAUAGCUUUUUAUGCGCGCACGGCUGUUAGUAUUGGACGAGGUAUAAUUUUGCGCUAAUUAUAGAUUGAUUAGAAACAUUGUUGGAAUUCGGUACGCAGGAUUUCUCGCAAUUUUUUAUUCGCCAUAGUUGGAGGCAAUUGGUAUAGGGUCCCCUUCGUCUCUCAGGGGAGUGGUCGGCAAGGAUUGGCGGGUUUUCUAUGGUGAGAGAUUGCAUGAGAGUUUUCUCAACUCUUGUGCCCCGGCAUGCAUGCAAAUCAUUUCGUAAAAGUCCGGAAUGUCCAAGUUUGUAAAAGUCCUAAUAAUCCAGAAAAAUGUACUUGACAGUCUUCUUCAGAUCACCUCAUCACCCCCGAUGAAGACACUAGACUGGAGUGUCGAAAUGUUGGAUCGUGAACGCUAUUCGACUUGGCUUUGCAGUCAUUUAUUAAAACCACAGUAGCGAGCUGAAACGUGACUUAUUCUUGACAAUUCUAAAAAAAAUAAUGAAUUCAUGCUUGAGAAAUAAAAUUCACGUCGGAAUUGAAUGAAGAUUUCCAAGAAUAUAUGAAACCUUAGUUAUGUCAUAUAAAUAUGCAAUCUACGUCGUUAAAUUUUAUCCUCAAUUGCGUUUUACUUCAUUGUUUUAUUUCCAACAAGAAAUCCGAAAAGUCCGACAGAAGUCUCGUAUACUUUCUAGGCGUGAUUUACCACCUUUGCCUUUGGUCAAAACUGCGGGCGGAGCGAAAACGGUUUUCGUCGACUCUCAUCAAAAUUUGAACCGUGAACUCAAAGACGCGAGUGAGAGUUGCAACUCUGGUUUAAUAUUGACAUUAUUUCUCAUUCUGCACAACACACUCUAAAAACACAAUUUCCUGCUUAACUGGCUAAAAAUAACACUAUUUGGAUUAACUUAAAAUUUUUGGUUAAAUUUCCUGACUUUUUUUAUCUCACUUCCUACAAUUGUCUGGUUAUAAUGUAACCUGGAAUCUGGUUAUAUUUGACCAACACGUCGUUAAAAUAACCAGACUAUGCUGGGUGGAUAUAUAACCAGAGCCACAACCAGGACGUCCUGGUCAAAUUAACCCGAGGCUAGAGUAGAAAAAGGUUGAGAGUAUUAAGUUAUACCCCAAAUAUUAUUUCUAAGUUGACCAGAAAAAAAUUAAUCAGAGAGUUUAUAGCGUAGUGUACUUGGUGAGAUCUAGCUACACAUUUGUCCAGUGUGCGAUUACCAUGCAGCAAGAUCAGUUGUCCUUGCUCUCAUUUCCUCCUGGUUUUUGAAAACUGUUUCACGUUCUAUUUCUUAUCUAUUUCUAGGACCAGAUAAUCGUGUCUCCUCGCGUUGAACUAUGCAAGCACUCCAUCGCCCUGUAAAUAUGGAUAUAGGUAUGACAUGAAAGUUUAUAAAAGAACAGCAAAGAUUCUUAAAGACCAUUUCAAGUCCGUAAUGUAUUAAACAAAUCGUUUGUUUACAUUUUGAACUGCUAAUUUGUAAAAUAAGACAUACUAACUGUAUAUCUAACACUUUUCCGGUUCGCUAUUGUAAAUGAAUAUCAACUAGAGUACGUUUCAAUUCAAAAAAGUUCGAAAGAUGCAAAAUUUGGGCAAUUUCGAGUGUUGAACAUGUCUCACGAGUGAGCGCACAACACGAGAAAUAAAUCUGGUAUUUCCAAGCACCCAUGUAUUUUUCUGUUUAUUAUAUAAAGGACAGUCUUUGAAAAGCGAUAAUUUGUACAGAAAAGUGAUAUUUGAAAAGCGAUAAUUUUCACAUGUGAGAUUAUCAUGAAUAAUUUCACAUGUGAGAUUAUCAGUUUUAUCAGUGCUCGAAAUCUCUAUAAAGCACUAUACUUUAUAUAAUGAAUAUCAGUAAUAUAUAGAUCAGCGCGUGCACUGCAAGCCCGAUAAAGACGCACGCCUUUAGGCGCACGCCCGCAACUAAGGACGAGCGCGCAAAGGAUUCCUAAUUAAUUAUUUGAUAGCAAGCGACUGGGGACGAGGCAGCCAGCGAAUUGCGAUAUUUUUAAGCUUCCUAAAAUAACCUGUCGAUUGAUAUAACCUAGAUUUAAAUUUAGCAUUUAUAAAUUAAUAAGGUAUCUUUUGUAUUAAUUAAAGCUGGAUUAUAGCACUUCCCCUCGGUUAACAUUUAAUCUGCUGUUUUGGUUUAUGUAUUUCUGCACGUCUGUUGAUUUAAUGAUUUUAAAACUUCAGAGAAGAAAAAUCCAACAGCUCAAGAGUCCAGACAAGAUUUGUAAAACCUGGGGGUGAGCUUAUCGGCUUUCGAGCAACCGCAUGGCCCCUGGUAUCAAAACACAGCAUGCACAGCGUGGCAAGUACACGCGCAAUUUUUUUGGCACUUGAAAUAGCGCCUAAAAAGAUCAUUCCCAUCUAAUGACAUAAAUAAUAGUGGAUGAUAGGAAGUUGUGCCCUUUUCUCGCAAGAUAUUGAUUGAAUGUAUGCGUCUGUGGUUCCGGUGUAAACAUUUUUGUCAUGAUUGUGAUUCUUUCACACCGUAAAUAAACCUAAGCUAGAACUACGACUAUAGAACUACAUCAAUCCAAAACAUAUGAAUCGUUAGCGCAAGUCGUGGCGAGGGUAUACGCGAAGCCUUACGACGUCCAAGUAUUUCUAAUCUAAAAGGUUUGUAGCUAUAAAUAGUAUAAGGUUACUUUUAGAACCAACCAUAACAAUAUUAUUGUCAGCAAUCAGCAUCUCAGGGUUUCCAAUAGACGCCAGCAGCCGGCGGUUUUCCGCUGGUAGUACAACAAACCAUCGCCGCCUAUUUUGAAUCCUGGCUUCUCAGUGGUUGGAGCCCUAUGGCUAUAGACUAUGGGACCAUCAGGACGGUGCACUAUUGUGCCACUUAUAAUAAUUAUUAUACGAUUAUAAUAUCAAACACCUGCCGUUGUGAAUUGUAUUGAAAACCCUGGAAUCUUGUUGAAAUAAUUCCUGUAACAAAAGUGUCGUUAGUUGUUCAUGGGCUGAUGGACAUACGAGUCGUGAGACAUGAAAUCCGGAUUAUUACGAUUUCGCUUGGGUCAGACAAAUCAACUGUGGAGUUUCCCGGACGUUGUUGGUUCAUAAUGAUCUGCCAGCUUUUCAAUAUGUGCAUUGAUAGCGCGUGCUGGUCACUUCCGGCAUGGUCAAUCACGUUGCUUAACUUUUGAUAAGCAAUCCCAGCGAUCCGUGCGACUCGGUCCCACGGAUACUGUUUUCAAAUUUUAGACCCGUCACGUUUUAGGGGGAGUUACUAUUUUUAGACUUUUGUAAUUUUGUAUUCUUUUGUAUUUUAAACUUAACCCUAAUCCCAACCCUAAACCUAAACCUAACCCUUACUGUAAUCUUAACCCCCUAAUCUUAAUCCUUAUCCAAACCCUAAUCCUAACCCUAAAAGUCUAAAAAUAGUAACUCCCCCUAACAUAUGACUUAUAUGUCAAAUUUUCCUCAGAGAUGCAACUACCUGAAAAGGAGAAAUUCAGUCGAAGUUUCGAACGAAGGCCCUAUACUACUCUUGCCAUUUUUGCUGCGAUUUCUAGUGCGACUUUCCUUUUUCUGAUGGAUGUGAACGAGUAAAUAAAUUAUGAAUGCUCUGAGAAAUGUACCCUCAUCUAAACAUUCCUAACUCAUCCACUCGUUCACAUCCAUCGGGGAAGAAAAUCGCACCUUUGAUCGCAGAAAAAAUUGCAAGUGUAAACGGGCCUCAAGAUUAUGUCUGGUGCUAGCAAUGAGCUAACUUUGUGGACUGUCACCGAGAAGCCAAGAAAAUGUUUUGUGUUCUCUCGCUUUUUGAACAGUACCAGUUAGGUUCGAUUCCAACCGUGGCCAGGCAUAUUAGAGAGGUUAAGAUACCCCGUUUUCGGUGUACGGGUACGAGUAGUGUCAUCUUGUUUUACUGAUGUCUGUAAUUCGAUCAUACUUUUUCUGUUUUCUUGCAAUAGACAUUAGGGCCAUUUAUACGGGACAAAAUAAGUCGCGUCUUACAUAAGACGCGUCUUAUAUAAGCUGAGUUAUCGCAUAAAUGGUUCUCUACGGAUUUAUUCUUAUUUACUUGCUAUAGCUAUGAUGUUGUUUCGGUAGUUUUUGUUCGAAUAAGCAAGGCUAAUAAUUUUACGUUGUUUCAAGUUUCGGGCAUGUGUAGUUAGAAUUUUUGUCUAAAAUUUCUUAUUUAAGACGCGACUUAAAUAAGAACAGCUAAAAGUCCUGUUCUUAUGUAAGACGCGUCUUACAUAAGAAUUUUGUACCUUUUAUACGACAAACUCGCGUCUUAUUUAAGUCGCGUCUUAUGUAAGUCGCGUCUUAUUUUGUCCCGUAUAAAUGGCCCUAAUGAUAUAAUGCGAAAAAUGUGCACCUUAAUUGCGAGUAAAGCUCAGUACAGACAUCGACGAAAAUAUUGCUAACCAAAAUCAUGCUACCCGUACACGUACACCGAAACCGGGGUAUCUUAACCUCUCUAAUUUUCAAGCUUGCCCGGUGUGGAUAUACACUCAAGAGUAACAUCAUAAACAUCUUAUUCACCUGAGUACAUAACACCAACACGGAAAAAUCAAUGCAUUUGAUUUAUUUGAUCGAUCAAAAUGUCCGCACAGAAUAAAAUUAAUCGGCUAUUUAGUGGGGUUUUUUUCGGCGAAUAGCCGAUAACGGUUAUCUACAAUCCUAUUCCUAUCCCCCUAACAGUAUUGUGCGCGAAACGUGAGAAUAAUAACUUAUAUGUCUGUGUCUUCAUUUCAGAGUCCCCUCCCCACAUCCCCGGCCCGAUCAACGGCAAUCCUUACGCUAUAGUUAACCAAGCUAUGAAAAUGAAAUGUCGCGCCGAAGAAGGACAGACCGGCCGGGACUUGGAUUACCCCGGCGAGACCAAGAUGGCGAAAUAUAACGGAGACAGCAACGUCUUUCAAUUCCCGGUCAUGAUCGGCGAGCAACAAAUACGAGAUGAGAACCGCAAGGCAGCCAUGAACGAACUACUUGGGAAUCUUGGCGUGAACGCUGUUGCUAUGGAACGAAAUGGCGAGAGCACGACGACGGUUACCAUAACGAAGCAGGUAACCCAAAAGAAUCCUCAACCACCGCAACGGCAAAGUAGUUUCAAAGCUGCAGAGAAAAUUAAAAUGAAAAAGGGCUCUCAGAGAGCGGUGUCGCCUACGUCGCCGGGGCAAAACUUUGAAGUACCUUUGAUACAAACAGCUCCAAACGAAGACCGGAAUCUGUACUACGCGUCGCAUUACGCCGCCUCACAGCCUGGUAAAGUUAAGGCGAAACUUCAUAUAGACCCGCAUUCGGGUGGUCAGAUUUCUCCGACCGCCUCGCCCGAACUGAUCGCCAAUCGUAAGAUGUUACUGGAUGUAAUCGAAGGUGACUCUGGCGACGAUCUUGACGCGGGAACGGAAGGAGAGGUGACGGUGGUGCGGAAAACAGAGGCGCGGGACGAAGACAGCGAUACGGAAUCCGAAGAUGAAAUCUCAUUUCAUGAGAGCCCCACGUUACCCAGGCGUGGAAAUGUCGCACAGAAGGUGCAAUUCCUUUCGAAAUCUGUAGCGUUCGCCCCUCCCCCCGACUCAGAGGAGCAGAAUAAACGAAAGAAUACAUCCGUGCCAUUGAUUGGCCUCACCCCUCUGGCAGCCACGGAUAUCACAGAUAGGAUUGCUAAACACAAUGAGAAAUCUCUGGCUGCAGGCCAGGUCAUGGCUACUGCGAAUAUGGUGUUAUAUAGCAGUAAACAGCCGCCAAAGAGAGUCGUGGAGUACAACCCUGAUGCUCAUGAACACAACGAUGAGCAAGGUAGGAGUAUUGUAGAGUUAUCUAACGCAUAUAAAAUUCAAAUUGUGUUAUAUGAGAAACAACAAGAUGAGAUCUCGUCUUGCGUCAGGUGGGAUCUCACUAGAGACCGUACGAUUUUAGGACGGCAACCGCGACGGGGACGGCCAAAACAAACUCCUUCAAAUAGAUGGUUGUCGAUAGUUCGUCGUAUAUUAUCAGUCGUAUGAAUUUAAUACAGUCUUAGAAGUUGAAGACAUGGGUUUUAUGGUUGGGAAGAGUUCUGCUAAACCCAGUUUGAAGUUGCACUUGUUGCGGCUUGGAAUGCAGCCGUUGUAUCAAGACGUGAAAAUCUGUGAUUUGGCGUUGUAAACAGAGCGAGGACAAUGUCUAAAUUAUUCAUUUAUUGUAAUUACUCAAUUCUUCUCAAUGAUCUAUUGUAUUGGUAGCCGUUGCCGUCGCGGUUGCCGUCCUAAAAUCGUAAGGUCUCUAAUAGAGACUAUAUAUAUAUAUGUAUAUAUAUAUAUAUAUAUAUAUAUAUAUAUAUAUAUAUAUAUAUAUAUAUAUAUAUAUAUAUAUAUAUAUAUAUAUAUAUAUAUAUAUAUCAGGGUCAGAAUUUAUUGAAAUAUUAAUGAUUGUCCCAUGCAAUGCAACAGUUAAUAAUUAAUAUAGUGUAUACCGGGAUAAAAUGGGAUAUCAGUGACAAAAUAAUAUAUUAUACAUCAAUUUCAAUACUUACUCGUUUUUGGCCCUUUUUUGCCGGCUGUGUUUGCUGCAAAAUUUUAGAUGGCAAAUUAUUGUAAAUUAUUCAUAAUAUAUAUAGUUUUGUAAAAAUAACAGCUCAAAAAAGGUUAAUUAUAAUCUGAGACACCGUUUAUAUGAGAAUUUGGCGAAGUCAAACCGAAAUGAAAAUUGAAAUUGUCAACACGUUUACAUGCAUGAGACCGGUUUGAAAAUCACAAAAUUUUCAAUUUAUUUCUCUUGCCAGGGAAUUUUCUUUUUUAGAUGCCUUUUUUAGCAUGUGUUGUUCCAAUGUCAAGGGUGUUUGCAUUCAUCCCGGUCUGAAUUCAUGCCGGUCUGAAGUCAGUCGGCUCGGUCCAGCAGGAGGAAUGACUUGAGACCCGGUCUGAGUUAUUUUCGUCCUGGUCUCAUGUAAACAUCUACUAUAAAUAAUACUAUGACCGAAACAAAAUGGUCCCGGUUUGACUUCGUUCCGGUUUCAUGUAAACGGGCCGGUGUUUUUCGCGCGUGUAUAUGCAAAUUUAUUAUAUGGCUUUUCAAAAUUCUCUAUUCCAAUUGGUUGACAAGGGGUCCGUAAACUGACCCAUAUCCGGACCGUGGUCGGUAUUUUCCGUAUCUGGACUGGUGUCCCGGAUGUAAUUUAUCUGGCGGGAAAUUUUGGCUUUGCAAGCAGAAAAAUUUUUUGCUUUUUAAAUUUCCAUUUGUGCUUUACAGAUAAAAAUGUCAAACAACCAAAUUGUUUUUGAUUGAGCAUGCAUGCCUACCGUAUAUUGUUACCCAGUGAAACUGACGAUAGCCGAUUUAAUCGGCGCGGAAAGCAUAUGCUCACAGACUCAGUUCAGCCAUAUAAUAAACCGAUUAUUGACCUCGCUUGUUCGGUCUGUACUGUGAAAUAUCAGACCUCUGUUUUUUGCAUGGACCUCGCUCCUUCGUCGCUCGGUCCAUACUAAAAAACCUCGGUCCGAUAUUUCACAAUACAGACCUCACGCUCGGUCAAUAAGCCGUUAUCAUAAACUGGCCGUUGAGAAAGAUCGGCUUCAGUGCCCAAAGAUCAAACUUCUAUUUUCUAACGCAGUGCUUCCAUUUUGUCUAGUUGAAGACUUCCGUUCAGCACCAGUAUUACGUCACCACCAAGAGGGUUGGAACAAAGUGGAAACAAAUGACUCAGACACAAGUGACGUACAUUCAGAUCAAGCUAUAGAAGAGGACUUCCCCCCUCCCCCUCCUGAAGUCCCCCCACCUCCUGUGGUGCAAACCAUCAAACUCGGACAGCAGGCUGAGUUCAGGCUCAAUGUUCAAGUGUCGAGCGCAGGCAAACUUGAACCAGUCCAUGAAAGGUAAGGUGAAAGUUCCAUUUUUAGGCUCUCUCACGGAUAGAAAUUUCGACGUAUUUUGGAAACCGCGGGAAUGGGCAUGCAGACAUGCGGACAUGGAAAAGACGGCAGUUCUGGAAAAGGCAGCUAUUUAUAGAAAAGAGGGCAAAUAUAGAAAAUAAUUUUUUGAGCAGUUUAGAGGAAUCUAUCCCUAUCAGAGGAAUAUAUAUACCUUGCUCAGUAUUAUGAAACAAAUUCGUCUUUUCCACAACUGUCCGUCUUUCCAUAAAGUGGUACAUGUCCGCAUGUCCGUGCCCGCGUUUUAGAGUCCGCUUUUCCAAUACACCUACCUUCAACUUCCCGAGGUCAGAAAUGCAAUUGGGCAAUCCGUAGUUCAAUAUAGAGGCAAUUCUAGCUUAAACAGGUUCUCAUUUAAAAGGGGUUUAAAUAAAAAAUUUUGCCUAACAGGUUCUCGAAUUCUAGGUUCUUAUAUGCGGGGUUUUACAGUUCCUGCAUGCAAUGCAAAAUAAUAAAAUACAAAUUUACCAAUACAUAAAUAUUGGCAUAUUGUUUUAACCUAUAUUUAGCAAUUAUUCGCCGAAAGCGUGGUGGUGACAAGCCUAUAUUCACUGAGCCGAAGGCGAAGUGAAUAUGGGCUUGUCAUCACCGAGCCUGAGGCGAAUAAUUGUUUUAGUAUAAUUUCAUCAUUGAAAAAGUGUUAUUUAUAAAUACAACUAAUUUAUACACGUGUUUAUUUUAUAAAUAAAUAAUAAAUAAAUCCUUUACUUCCGUCUGAUAUUCAGCCAUUUUCUGGGGGAAAACAAUAGUUACUGCUCAGAGCAGUCGAGCACUAUUACCUCAGAGUUACUGCAUAAGGAGCCAAUCAGAAUGCUCAAAGGUCAUUUUUCAAUACUGAAAUUAUACUAAAACGCCAUAUAUAACCCUACACUGUGAUGACAUAUUACCCGGUCGCAGCGGGCUAUCAUUAAUAUUCCUCGCAUAUCAUCGGUAAAAUAUCUCGAGAGUGUACUACAUACAACACACGAGGUCACGCAAUGACUAAACUCGUUCUAUCAACACAAACUAUAUGCUCCAACGACAACACUUUCAUUCUUUCGUUCGUGGAGAAAAAACCAAGUCUUAUUGUGAAAAUUUCGUCUGUUUGCAGCGAAGAUCCGUCAGAUUCAGGCUGCGAGACGUCUGCGCCACUAUCACCCCCUGCACCCGAGAUUAAAAUAGAGGAACCUGCCAUUCGAAAACAACUCGUCCAAGUCGAAGAAAGCGUUGACGACGCAUUGUUAGAAGAAUUAUUUCGAAAUGCACCCGAACAGCAAGUUCAACCUUCAAAACAGGUAAGAAAAAUGAGACACUUCCCAAACUAAUUUCUGUUUUUCCGUUUGUAAAUUCACGGCAUAUAGUUAUAAUAUCAGACAUGUUUUCUCUUACACCACUUUGAUUUAACUCAAUAAAUGCAAUCUCCUAGCAAAUUAUAUUCCCUGUCCAUCCUCUAAGGUUGCAUUUAUUGACUUAAACAAUUCAAACACAUGUUGAACUUCUGUUUUUUACUCUUCAGCGAAAUUUUUAUAUUAUCGCAAAAAAAGCACAUUCUGUAAUUUAGUUGGCUAAAUGAUGUUGGCGUGAUGUUGUGGUUUUGUAUUUUAUAUGUUCCUUGUGCAAGCGUUUUAGCACAUUACACGCAACUGCUGGCAAAUUGUUGCCAUUUUUAUCAUAUCAUCUUGGAAUUAACCGACAAUCGAAUAGUAUUAGCAUAAUUUAUGUUGUUUGACAAUAGAUCUACAGACUAGAUAAACAAAACAGACGUGUAGCUACAGUCGUUUUAGAUUGAUGAUAGCUAAAUAUUGUCAAUUUAAAUACAAGAAUCAUCAUUGAUGCUGUAAAAUCGACGCCAUAUUUAUACAGCAAUAUAAGCUAAACUAACUGAACUUCAGACAUCAUUUUCCCUUUGGCGUACCAUCUAAAAUCUCUUCGUUUUAGCAUAAUUUGACAGAUAAAGCACUGAACAUAUACUUUUUAAGUUUGCUUGCCGGUUGAGAAACGUGUCUGAAAACUUUGAAAUUUGAAUAUACAGUCAUUACCAAAGUGGAAAAGUACAUUCAUUAUAGUUUUGAGCGCGUGUUACGUAACAUACAAAAGAUUCUCCCCUUUAAUAAUAAUUCCUGAACCGAACACUAACAUUUGCGCACGCGUACAUAAAUACUUCCGGGAAUACAAUUCAUCCGAUUCCGUGUGGACACAUUUCGUCUCGUCAUUAAUCCAGUUCCGUGUGAACAUGUAGAACCGGACGAAUUUGAGUCUGAAUUCAUCCAGCCCCAUGGCCAUGUGAAUGUAGAUCGAGAUGUAAUAUUUCAAAUCCUACUAUUGAGGACUGGACUAGAUUUCAAGUCCAGAUAAGAUUAGACUAGACUAGAUUUGAAGUCCAAGAUAGACAACUUGCAUGUUAGACCAAUUUUUGAAUUCCCGUAAGGCAUUUAUUAAAAUUAGUAAAAUUGCAAAAUUUGGUUACGAAAUGUUGUAAAAUACGGAAAAUAUAGCCUUGCGAAGUUUGCACAUUUUGUAUAUGUUCGUAUUACGUGCGGAAAUUUUUAGCAUUUUUGAGCCGAAAAUGGUAACAAUUUCCGCACGUAAUACAAUACAAAUUUGGAAACUUUGCAAGACUAUAUUUUCCAAGCUCUACAACAUUGCGCAACAUUUCAUUAUGUUCUUUUCAGCGGUGUUUGAUUCCCUUCUCUUUGCUUAGAUUAAAAUUUAGUCUAACAUGCAAGUUGUCCAUUUGAUCAAGUCCGAGGAGAAGCCGAGGACUGGGUCAAAAUGCGCGAGGACUUGAAAUCCGGUCCAGUCUGAAUUGAAGGAUUUGAAGCUGCCUCCUCCACAGGCCCUCGUUGUGUCAUGGGAAGGUCACGAUUUCGAGAGGGCCUGCGGAAUCUUGUAAAAUGAAUAAAUGUUGUUUUGAACCUGCUUUGUUAAAGAAAGCAGUUUUAUUCGUGCAACGUUGGUGUGGACAACAAACCUUAUCGUUAAACUUCCUUCCACGUCCUAAGAGUCGCCAGUUUAAUUUACAAGUUUCACACCGCUUUUUUAUAUCUGUUUAUAUUCACGAUAUGUAGAAAUUUACUUGCUGACGUGACGCCGGCGCCAUUUUUUUUACAAGAUUCCGCAGGCCCUCGCCAGAUCGUGACCUUCCCAUGACGCAACGAGGGCCUGCGGAGGAGGCAGGAUUUGAAAUGACAUCUCAUACGAAUAAGGGACUGGUCAUAAAGUAACUGCUAGGGUGGGCUGGAGGUAAAUCACAAAUUUUGCCAAUAAGUUCGGUGACCCAUCUUAGGAUGUAGAUAAAAAUUUCAAAGCCCAUCUAAUCUUACAAAAAAGUUUUCAUGACCCAUCCAAUCUAUUAAAUUGGGAAAAUACACUUUUAUAAUAAAAAAAAACAACUUGCAGGUAUGAACAUUGUAAAUAUACACCGGCACUGUUUUGACAUACAUAAUUCCACCAAGCUUGACCAACAUAUUCAUCACCAAUUACGAUACUGAGCUGCUCUCCAGUUGGUUGUAUUUGCUGUGAUUCGACCACUUUUUGUUGUUGUAUAAACAAAGUACUGGCUUCAAUAGGAUCAUUUGCAUUUGAUAAUUUGGAUAGUUUUGUUUACUUUUAUUAUUAAUAUCUUUAUUUUUUGAAGUAGACAUGCAUGGGUUUUUGUUUGGUGGCCCAACCGUGGACAUACAAAAAAUUUGGCGGCCCAUCGAAACUGCCCAAAGAUUUUCCAUGGCCCAUCCCAAAUCACUCCAGCCCACCCUAGCAGUUACUUUAUGACCGGUCCCUAAAUCACUACUUAAAGUGAGGUGAAUUAAUUUUGAUCCAGUCCUAGGACUGAAUUAGCUUUGAUGGAGGAGUCCUAGGACUGAAUCAAUAUACUUCACUGGGUAUCCAGUAUUAUCAUGUGAGCAAAAUAAAGCAAUAUGCUUUGGCUAAUUUACUCAUGAGUGAUGCAUUAUUAAUGAGUUUUGAAAUACCAAUGUAUGUUGUCCUGGGCAAAAUUUACUAAGUUGAGAAAGGUUUUACGAAAUUUCGUCUCCCCGCUUCAGGGUUUAUUUUAACGUGCAGUUCUACCCAAAAUGUGCAGUUCUAAACCCAUUUGUACAGUUUUUAAAACACAAAUGUGCAGUCACCAAACUAACAAAAAUAGCCUUAAAACAGUCUUCUCAUUUACUCGUUACCUUUGUGGAUGCUCCAGAAAAUUCCAGGGAUAAUAGAAUAGAAGGUAAAAUUGGGGCGAGUGAAGCUCCCAAAAGAGAUUGGAGUGGGAGAACCUAAUAUUCUUUGCUGCCUGAAAUGCAAAUUUAAGGUUGUUAUAUAUUGAAUAUCCGUGAUUCCCAGUUACAUGUUUCGAAACUGUUUUUGUGAGUGGUUGGGUAAAACAAAUCUUUGCCAGAACUUAAGAGCCUCUAGAUUCAAAUUGUUUUGGGGAAUACCCACCCUCCCUAGCUCCCGCACCCAAAUUCUCCCACCAAACCACACCAUUAUUCUGUCACUUAUGCGCAGGUAAAAAAUCCUUUGACCCCCCCCCUGCCCCCAGUCAAACACACGUUGCUUUCGUAACAUCCCUAUAUGUGCAGUUCUAAAUUCUUCUUAAAAUAAACCCUGCCCGGCUUGAUAAAAGAUCCGUGGUAACCAUAUAGACUAUAUACACACUACCAUGAAGACUCCAGUUGGUCAAUAAUCAGUAUAUUAAAAGUUUGAAUGUAAAUAUUAGCUUAUUACAUGUAAUUGUUUUCGUUCAAAAAUGGUUGGUUUGAAAAGCCACUAAUUUCCUAUUCCUUGUUUGAAAUAUGCGGGUUAGUGUAGUUUUCAUAAGUAUACACUCAACUAGCUGGUGUUUCUUUCGAAAGAAUAUAUUAACACAAUGGGAUACAGGCGGAUUGGGAAUUGGGAGAAUGCUCCCUCGAGACAAUCUUGAAUGUUUGGACCCUUAGAGAGUCCGGAAAUGCAACUAAUAUAUGGCAUUCUUAGCCUAUGUGUUCACUUUUAACAUCCAAGUUUGUGUGUCAGUGUUUUUGGUAUACCUGAAUAUCAUGAGCUUAAAUCACUUAGAAAUGUACCUUAAAUUACUCAAAAACUAUUAUCGGGGGAGGGGGAUGUUAUCCCCCCCUCCCCUACACCUCCCGGUCGCUACGACUUUGACCUUUGCCAUUAAAUUUGAGCUGGUUCAAAGUUUUGAUGACCGUUGAUAUCCAGUCAGCUCUCAUUAACUCUCAUGCAAUUCUUGUUCCCGUUUGACUGGGGAGUUGAGGAGUCUCGUGGAUGUAAAUUUCUUUCCAGUAUCGUCAGGUGACUCUCGAUAAAUAUAUAUGCAAAAUCUUAAAUUCCAAUUGGAUAUUAAUAACAAAAAUAUGAUAAUCCCUAUCAAACAAACUCAAUGGGGCAGCAAGCAAACACUGAGUUCUCCACAAGAGGUCAUAGCAGUACAUGGACACUUUAUUGUGCAACUAAAAAUCAAUUUCAAUCGCUCAGUGCAUGAAUAUAUAGCUGGAUUGUCCUAUAUGCGUGGACUCUAACUGUGCCCAGUUGUUUUGGAUGUUUUUAUUAGCUUGGGCUAGUCUUUGCGUACUGCAAGGGAUUGAAGAUUUUUGGUAAACUAUCGACAGGUAUGAAUGUUGUUUAAGAUAUCUUAGGUUUAGCUUUGGUUGAUCAGGCCUGCCAUGAAUAUUGCCUUUUAAUUGGUUAAGACAUGGUAUACCAAAAGUGUUGAAUUCGUGUUUUUUGCGCUUUUCUCUAUAUAUACAGUAUCUACUCUGUCUGACUCGUGCGAACCUACAGUAGCAUGAAAAGCUGUGUGUAUCUUUUUAAUACUGUAUUUGUACACAUGCGAUUCGGUUGUUGUAAACUUAGGACUUGAUUUCAAUUUAGAUGUUAAUUUGGCCUACAGGAAAUAGCGGUGUAAAAAUAAUUAUAUAUGGGAACAGGGUAUAUGAUAUUCAAAAACAAUAGGUAGAUUUGUAUCCCUCCACAUCACAAACUUUAGUUGUCAUAUAAGCAGAGUGCCAUGUACCCCUGAUGUUCAAAUAUCCUAUAGAAAAUUAACAGGACAUGCACAUAUAGAUAUUUAUAUAUAUCAGUUGGGAGAUUUUGUUAAUUAGACAAUAUAUAGAUAUUUAUCCUACUUUAGCACGAUCCUAUUUGAUUCCUAUAAUCAUAUAGCAUCACUAUUAUGCUCAUUUAUUAUAAAAAGACGUUGAAAUAGCCUAUGGCUAUAUGCUUUAAUGCAAAACAAAUUGUAUUAAUGCAAAUAAUGCUUAAGAGAUAGUCACUAAUCAUAUAGCAUCUUUAUAUUGGCUUUUUACUAUAUGCAUUCCUGCUUCCUUUAAUGCUAAAAAAUUGUAUUAAUGCAGGCAAUGCAGCUUAAAAGAUAGUCCCUAAUCAAUAAUCAUAGCAUCUUUAUAUUGGCCUUUUACUAUGGAUUUCUGCUUUCCUUAUUGACUGCAAAACAAAUUGUAUUAUUUAAGAGAUAGUCCCUAUCAUAUGGUAUUUUUAAUACUUUGUAUGCUAUUUUUCAAUGGAUUCCUGUAGCUUUAUUUCAUUGCAUGGUUGGUAUCAGAGUUCGAGUUUUCUAAUGCCUUUGUGAUUUAGAUAGUUUAAUAUCAUAUACUGUGGCGUGUUGCUAUGCGGAGUCGUGCUGGGUAGACGUAAUCUUAGGGUUUGGGAAGCCAACAUUCCUUUAUCAAUCAGAGACGCUACCUUAAAGUUACAGCAUUUUAGCCAACGGGAUGUGGAACGGCGUUCUAGUUUGUUACAUUACGUUAUAUGCAGUUAAAAUCUUUACAGGCGUUUUAUCUCAGUGGAUAUGUUAAAAUCACUCAUAGUCAUCUCAAUAUAUAGAACCGUAUUUUGUUUUGGAGAUUAAAGGAUUUUUUUUGCUCAAAAAAAUGUCGGUCUACAUAUGCAGACAAUCAAGUCCAGUGGAAGUUGAUCUUAUUGACAUAACUGUAUCACUACGUUUCAAGGAUCAGGGAGAAGCGAACAGUUCUUCUGUAAGGGUAUUUAAACGCAUGCCAGUUUAUAUUGGUGGAUUUCACUGAGCACUAUAUUGUAGCACAUGGUUGUCAAUUGGCAUUUAUCAGAGCGAGAAAAUUAUGUUUAUUCUUUUCAUUAUACCUUUUAUUUUUUUAAAUGUAUUUCAAUAUUUCAAUGGCUUUUUCUAGCUGUGAUAAUGGAUCUUGCGUAGAUUAAAAUUAAGUUUAUAGCUGCAUGGAUUGCUCCAAGCUGGCUACAGACGAGCACAUUUUCUAUGACAACUUUUCACCUGGCUAGUUUUGUUUGUGAAUUGCACGUGUAUUUGGUUAGGACAAAUUUUCUAUGAUACGUUUUUGGUUUUCUUGCCACGAUAACUUUUCUAACAAUAUGACCAACUGCAUCCAAGUUCUCAAAAUGACUUUGCCAAACGUUAUUUGUUAACCCAUACAAACGAACAAAAUUUGUACUUGUUUUCUGCUGGCAUACCAGCUUUUAAACAAGUGUACAUGUCAUAGACAUAGUAAAAAUUGGAAACGUUGGCUUUGGAUCUUUAGUCUGGACUAGAACACGCCAACAAACAAUAUAUUGAGAGACUAUGAUUGGAAAACACUAAAACAAAUCUAUUUAGAAUCGCUAGCGAAACUGGUCCAUAAAAUUUAUUACCAAAUUGUCCCGACAGCUAUGGCUGAUGCUGAUUUAUUGCAAAACAUACAUCGGGGUAUAAUUUAAGGGAACUAAAUUGUCUAACUCUAAUCUGAAGUUAUGAAGAAGUCAAUUAGUUAUAAGGGAUCAGUUUUGUCAGUGGAACAAUUUGCACAAUGUCAAUGAGACAAAAGUAAUUGAAAACAGUAGACAUUUUUCGAAAGCUAUAACUAAUGAAGAACUAAGAGAAUCGAUGUUUUAGCUGAAACUCUAUAUAACUUAAAUAUUUUAUUAAUUAGAUAGAUGCUUGUUGUUAAAUAGAUAUAGAUUAGUGUGUUUAGAUAUUGUAAUCUUUGUUAUUCACGACCCUAUCAGCCUUAGCUGAAUCUUUCAAUCGUGAUUAAAUAAGUGCUUCAAUCAAUAAAAAAAAAUGUCAUAUGAAAACUUCCCAUAGAAUACGUGCAUCGUCUGGAAUCGGCUUAAAUGUCAACAGUUUUGCAGUUGUCCACUAUCUGCCUCCCUGUAACUCGACACAAUCCUUUGUGUUGACAUUACUUUGUUACUACGUUUCCAGGAUCAUAGGAGAGACAUCAGCACUCCAGUGGAUCAUACGAGACAAGCAAGCAGUCCAGUGAGAAAUCAUACUGGACACAACACCAGUCCAGUUACAGUGGUGAUCAAGAGACCAGAUUCAGAAGAAAGAUAUAUCCGAGAGGAUGACGCCGCGGGAUAUGAGAGGAUAGAAGAUAUUAAACCUGGCAAAGGACAGGAGGAUGUUGAUAUGAAGGAAGUUGAAGGAAAUGGAAUGACUGACGAAGAAUUCCUGAACAGGUACAGUCCAGUUGACCAUCUUUGUUUGGUUAACUUACGAAAAAAUCUAUUCCAGGCACAACAACUACGGCAACUUACUGUGUAGAAUACGGUAUCCAAAGUGGGGGUAUCAUAACGUUGGACAUUAUUCCACUGUAAGAAUAUCUCAAAUGUGGUGGUCCAAUGUAGUUAGUAUCCUACAAUAAGCUGUCGUGGUUUGUGUCUGAACUACGUGAAAAGAUAUCUCAAACGUGGUGGUCCAGUGUAGGUAGUAUUCUGCAAUAAACUGUCGUGGUUUGUGUCUGAACUACCUGAAAAAGAUAUCUCAAACGUGGUUGUCCAGUGUAGGUAGUAUUCUACAAUAAGCUGCCGUGGUUAGUGUCUGAACUACCUGAAAAAGAUAUCUAAAACGUGGCGAUCCAGUGUAGGUAAUAUUCUUCAAUAAGAUGCCGUGGUUUGUGUCUGAACUACCUGAGAAAGAUAUCUCAAAUAUGGUGGUCCACUGCAGGUAGUAUUCUUCAAUAAUCUGCCGUGGUCUGUGUCCGAAGUACCUGAGAAAGAUAUUUCAAACGUGAAGAUAUAGUGUAGGUACGAUUCUACAUUAAGCUGCCGUGGUUUGUGUCUGAACUACCUGGAAAAGAUAUCUCAAACGUGGUGGUCCAGUGUAGGUAAUACUCUUCAAUAAGAUGCCGUGGUUUGUUGUCUGAACUACCUGAGAAAGAUAUCUCAAACGUGGUGGUCCAGUGUAGGUAGUAUUCUGCAGUAAGUUGUUGUUUAUGCCUGAACUAUACCUGAAAAUAUAUCUCAAACAUGAUGGUCUAGUGCAGAUAGUAUUCUUCAAUAAGCUAUCGAGAUAUCAUCAAAGUGAAUUAAAUAAAGCCCUGAACAACUGUGGAAACAAGACCUUGUAUUUCCCAAUAUUUUCCCAAGUUUAUAUAAAAUUCUACUUAAAUGCAGUACUCUAAUUUCAUUCAUUAUUAAUAUUGCCCAUGCAAUAUUGCAUGGUCUUACUUAAAUUGCAUCUAAUUAAUGAAAUCAACAACUCUUUGGGAGACUCGUUUGAAAAACAAAGAAAGAAUGAGUACAUUUUAAGUGGAAUAAUUGAAGAAAUCGUAUAUUCAGCUGCUAUAUUGAGAACUAAAAUAAUAUUUCAUUACCGCAAUUGUCUUCGACUUUGUAUAGCCUAUAUACCGGACAAAACCCAACUAUUAAAAAAUGAUCAUAGCAUUGUUUUAUAAAAAUGUUGUGUAUAGAUAUAGGCAAUAAAAGCACUGAAUUGUUUUGAAAUCUUAUUGAUCACGUGUUUAGUUUACUAGUACUAUCAUUGAGCUCUAUAUAAAAAAACACAUUGAAAUUAAUACAACUGGAACGCUACGCUAUCCCAGUCUUUUCACGCAUGCGAAGAGCCCUUAAUCAGUCAAUCAUCAUAUAUAAUUAGCUAAGCACGCGUGUCUGGGGUUCAAGAUUUGGCUUAGGCAGGCAGUAGCGUUCCAGUUAUAUUCAUUUCAAUGAUAAAAACAAAAAAGACGUAACCGCUGUCACGGUAUGAUUCGCAAUGACUCGUCAUCAAAAUGCUGUUGCCAUGUUCCUAGCCAGUGCGGUUAUGAGAGGCAUUCACCCCCCUGAAUGUCUGCCUUUUUGAAUAUUUUCAGGGGGUGAACGCCUCUCAUUGGCGCACUCGCUAGGACCAUGGCGACAACAUUGCAACAAUGAUUGCAACGGUUACGCCAAAAUGAUACGCAAAACCAAGAAGUUGACCUUUUGUAAAGCCUGGUUUCCAUAUGAUCGUAAAAAUUGAGUCAUGAUCUUUCUCAACGGCUAGUUUAUAAUAGCAGGUGAUCUCGUGUUCGUAUUUUAGCCAAUCAGCGUUCAGAAAGGGGUGUCCGAAUAGAAAUCCAUUUUGAUGUAUUCAGUCAAUUAUAUCUUCCGUUAUUCUUUAUGAAACUAGUUGAAAUUUUGUAAUUAUGUUUGGCUAUGAGAACUAUAGCUCGGACAAAAAUAUGGAAUCGAAAUAGAGUAUAUUACAGGAGAUAUUCAGUUGUUUUAAUCAUAAAAUGGAUUUCUAUUUGACAACUAGUGCCAGUACUUUUCCGCGUAUCAAGAUCAUCUGGUAGUUUACACCUAUAAACCACAUAUAAAUCAUAAGUAUUCUCUAGUUAUAAUCACUCCGCGUAUUUUCAGUUCUAAAAUGUUGUAUUUCGGCUGAUGAGAAAGAUCGUGACUCAAUCUUUACGACCGUUACGACAUGGACAUUGGCAAAAUGACAAUACAAAAUUAGUUUGUCUCAUUUAAAAAAACUCUUAAAAUUAUACUGUAUAUUAAACUCUAUUACCGAUUUGUCAUAUCUUGCUUAAUUCUCGAAAUAUUUAGUCAGACCGAAAUUAAUGAGCUGUUCGCCAUUUUGGACUAAUUCUUGACCUCAUUAACUAUGGAUUUGAUGACGUAAGGAGUUGGGUUAACCAUAUAAAACUAUUCUAAAAUGACCGAGUAACAAUCCACAAUCGUUUGAAACGUUUUUAAUCAUUUCUAAAUUUCAGACAGUAACCAGAAACGAAGUUUUGGACCCAUAUUGAUCGCUUACUCUCAAGAUAAAAAAUUAGCGUGACCCCUCUCUUGACGUAUCAUGCAUAUCCUCAAUAAUCCAAGAUGGCGAAGAGCUCACUUUUUUCAGUCGAAGUAUUUUGAAAACUUAUAGCAAGAUAUAAACAAUUUGUAAUAGAGUUUAAUAUUUAUCACUUAUUUACUGAGACCUCGGGAAACAGUGUGUUUUGUGGACCACAAAACAAAUAAGUGUUUUGUUAUAUAGUAAUAUAAGUGUCAAAGUAUGAAUAAUUCACCGGUUAUUGGAGUGAACUUUGAAACCAAAACUAGAUAAAUGGAAUACAUAAACGUUAUUAAAAAAGUUUAAUAAAAUGAACUUUGGAACUUCACGGUUGACGCGCAUGCGCACUGUACCUUUCUAUUACUGACCGGUCAAUAAUUGUUUCAUUGUACUAAACUAUUUUUUAUUGCCAAUGUCCUUUAAAUUUCCUAUUCUGUGUAUAUAUGGAGCUCGCUGACUACAAUCGUGCAUAAAUGGUACUUAUAAACAAUAGUACUGUGUUCCAACUUUAUUGAAUUCACUCAUUUGCCUGUUGCCAUCUGUUUUCCCCGUGCAGUGCGCUAUGCACAAGUUGUGAACAGUUUUGUGACAGCUUGUUACAGCUGAACAAUGUUGUAAACAAGGAUAGUUCAUUAGUAGUACAGCCCUGUUCACGUCAGCCAAUAUUAACCGCGAACAGAUUGUGCGUUAUAAUUGUUCCGCGUGUAGAGAUUAUAUCAAAAAAACAUCACCAUUUCUUAUUUGUCUUUCCAGCUACAAACCGAUUCCAGAUAAACCGAAAGAUCUAGAGAUCAGUCCUGCAUCGAGUCCGACAACAAGCCCCACUGACACUAUGAAGAAAACCAAGCUAUCUCCAGCCGAGCGUGGACCCGCAGUUCUUAAUGAACUCAUUAAUGGCAUCAGAACUAUGAAGUAAGUUCAUUAAUUGAAAAUUAAACUUGGUUGCCAUUUAGGCUGUUUUAAUGAGUACAUUUUGCUUGGAAGUUCGUCCGAGUGGCAUGAAUCAUUUCUGUAUCCAUUUGACUGUAUGUCCCGCCUAGGUGCCGGUGGGACGACAUUAUAUAAAUAUGGCGUCUUUUAAAUAUUUUUUGUUGUAAUUAAACAAACUGCAGCUUGUAUUAUGAUUUCAAGCGUGUCUGUCUAGGCUAUUAAUGUUUGUAUACAGGGUGUAUAAAAAAAGAGACCUUUAGAAAUCAAGCAUAUUGUUAAAAUUUGAAUGCGUGAAAUAAUGAUGGGGUGCAUAUAUUAGAAAAAGGAGACCUUUAGAAUUUGAAAUAACGUUUAAACAAAAGAUUGUCUGCUUCUGGGAACAAUCUGCCAUGCAUACUGUACGUAGGGCGCAUGUUUAAUACGCACUCGUGGGCUUAGCAAUUAUAACAAAUUAUUUUCAAAUUAUAACAAUGGUUGAUUUCUAAAGGUCUCCUUUUUCUAAUAUAUGCACUCCAUCAAUAUUUCACGCACCACGGUUCAGCAUAUGUGUAAUUGAAAAGGCAUUCAAAUUUUAACAAUAUGCUUGAUUUCUAAAGGUCUCCUUUUUUUAUACGCCCUGUAUAUUUUCCGACUAUGCGCUUUGAUACUAUAUUAUGAGUCAAAAUCGGCAAAAAAUGUUCAUCCCAGACCCAGUCACGUGGGAUGAAGCCUUUAUAUGGAAAAUUUUAUUCCACUUUAUUCUCAUAUAUGAACACAAAUUUUAUGUGCGUUAACAAAGGGCAUGUAGAUCUAAAGGCGGAUUUCCAUUCAGUGCAAAAUGUUGCGCGAUCGACGUUUUGCGAUCACUUUCUUCUGAAAUACAAGCAGGUUGACUGAACACAUUUCAAAAGAAAUUGAUCACAAAAAGUAGGUCUCGCGACGUUUUGCACUGAAUGGAAAUCGGCCUUCACUCAGGUGAGUUCACGGUUAGCUAGACUCAUGUGAACAGGCCCUAACUUCAGUCAGAGAUUUCAUGUGCGACAGGCUUGGGGCCUGUUCAUAUGACUAAACGAGCCCAUUCUCGUCCACGCUCGUUGAAAAUUAGGCUCUGGGUUAGACGACUAAAGGAAGAGAUCUGAUUGGCUUCUCAGAGAACUGCUAUUUCCCAAAAGUUGAGCAGUUUUCGCUAGGCAAAAUUAUUCUAUCAAAAUAUGUCAACACAAAUACUUCGUUUCCUCAUGAUACUUCUCUGUGACAAUUGUCACGCUUGCUAAAGCGUCCCAAUUCAAGAGACUUUCUUGCACUUCCGGUUCCGUGUAUCCCGGCCAUUCUCAGGGCCUAUGAAGGUCGCGCGCGGCUGAGAGGCCCUGGGAACGAGGAUGAUGCGAACCGCAUCGUCCCCAGGGCCUCUUGGCCGCGCGCGUCCUGCCUCCUCCGCAGGCCCUCGUUGCUUCAUGGGAAGGUCGCGCACAAUCUGGCGAGGGCCUGCGGUAUCUUGUAAAAAAAAAUGGCGCCGGCGUCACGUCAGCAAAUGAAUUUAUACAUAAUCUUGAAUAUAAACAGGAUAUAAAAAAGCGGCGUGAAACUUGUAAAUUAAAAUGGCGACUCUUAGGACGUGGAAGGAAGCAUAUUUUAACGAUAAGGUUUGUUGUCCACACCAACGUUGCACGAAUAAAACUGCAUUCUUUAACGAAGCAGGUUUAGAAUAACAUUUAUUCAUUUUACAAGAUUCCGCAGGCUCUCGCGAAAUCGUGACCUUCCCAUGACACAACGAGGAGGCAGGCGCGCGUCCACUCUAGGCCCUUGGGACACAAGGAACCGGAAGUGCAAGAAAACAUGCGGUAGUUUCUAAAGCACACGCUCUUUAAUUGGGAGCACCCGUAACAAUUUUCACAACGAAGUAUUUGUGUUGACAUAUGUUGAUAGAAUUAUUUUGCUUAGCGAAAACUGUUCCACUUCUGCGAAAUGGCAGUUCUCUGAAAAGGCAAUCGGAUCUCUCCCUUUAAAUCGUCUAACCCAGAGCCUAAUUUUCACCGAGUGACCGAGUGAAAAUGGCUCUGGGGACGAGAAUGGGCUAACCUGAAAACUCACCUGCACGAGAUAUACAUGUGCUUGUUAACGCACAUAAAAUUCAAUAUGUGUUGAUAUGAGAAACGAGCCCGGCUAGAUUUUGCCUUGCGCUAGGUGGGAUCUCAGUCACGUGAAGUGGAAUGAAAUUCCCCAUAUGAAGGAUUUAUCCCAACUGACUGGGAUGGAGAUUUUUUUGCCGAUUUUGACCUAUAAUAUAUAGAACGGCACAAUUGGAAAAUAGAAACAAAAAAUAAACAUUAAUAUACCUAAACAGACACGAUUAACUAUUUGAAUGAUUUGGAUUAUUGCACUUCACUUGGUGGAAUUAGUAGGUUCAAUUCCUACCAGAGGACCUUGUGCUGCAUUUUCGCAGUCGUUCCUGGUUAGGUCUUAAAAUGUAUAUAUUCCACUUGGAUUACAAACCCUGACAUUCUACUAUUAGCUAUUACAUGUAAAGUCGUAAUACAAGGUGCAGUUGUUUAAUUAUCCUUUCUCACGCCCCCAUUUUUUGGGUGGCUUUCCAGCCGUAGUCUGCGAGAUAAGUCCGUAUAACAGUGACUUUUUUAUAAUUUUUUUGACGAAUGAUGGUAAAUUUGCUUUGUAAAUGGUUAGGUUUAUUUUCAAAAAUUACUUGUCACAUUGUUUUAAUUGUCUGCGUUGGUUAACGAGAAUUGGAUGCCACCCAAAAAUGGCAAUUCGUCAUCGUGGGAGAGGCUAAAUUACAGCAAAAAAAAAGAUUGCUCGAAGACGCCAUGUUUACAAAUGAUGUCAUCCUACCGAGGCGGGACAUUAUGUUGGAUAAAAACACUUAUUGAACACGGAAAUAAUCCAACCCACUCAGGGGCUUCCAGGAAUACCUGGUUCAUGUGAACAAAACCUUAUAGGGCUAGUUUUUGUAAAGAAGGUUGUGGCUGUGUACAUAUUCAGAGCCUGAAAUAGAGACCUUACGAUUUUAGGACGGCAACGCGACGUCCAAAACAAACUACUCCUUCAAAUAAAUGGUAGUAAAGAUAGUUCGUGGUAUAUUAUCAAUCGUAUGAAUUUAAUACAGUUUUAGAAGUCGAAGACAUGGGUUUUAUGGUUGGGAAGAGUUCUGCUAAACCCUGUUUGAAGUUGUACUUGUUGCGGCUUGGAAUGCAGCCGUUGUAUCAAGACGUGAAAAUCUGUGAUUUUAAUGCAGCCGUUGUAUCAAGACGUGAAAAUCUGUGAUUUAGCGUUGUAAACAGAGCGAGGACAAUGUCUAAAUUAUUCAUAUAUUGUAAUUACUCAAUUCUUUUCAAUGAUCUAUUGUAUUGGUAGCCGUUGCCGUCCUAAAAUCGUAAGGUCUCUAAUAACGGUAGUACAUCGAACAUUUUCCGACCAAAUGCCAAAUUGGUCGGACAUUUUGUCCGGGCAAAAAAUAGCAAUCAACCUUCUUGAGAACCAUAAGCUGCAUGCAAUCCUCCCGCAUUAUGUAGAAGAUUGAACUUUACUUGGCUAGUGUAUUAAAGUUACAUAAAGUGUUAUUCACUAUAUAUUGGCUUAAUUUACCCAACGAAGGCAUGAAAUCAAAAUGGAAUCGAAAAAAUUCCCGACCAAGUUUUGAAAGUUUCCGAUCAAAUUUCAUUUUGGUCAGACAUUUUUCCGGACAAAUUUUGAGCGUUAUCUCAGGCCCAAAUCACAAUUCUAUAUAUGGAUACUCUACAUAAUAUUGCGGCCAUAAAAGCAGAUUUUGCGCAAUAUGUCGUUGCCAACUAUUAUAACACUUUAACAGGAUGCCAGUAAUAUUGAACCACUUUGUUCAUGAAAGAAAAGGCUUGGAUUUAUAAGUAUUUAGAUAGGCAAUACAUAAACCACAAAAAUUACAAUAUGUAGGUAACAAAAGUCUUCUAAUUUUAGACAAGAAAUGUCAUAUAAAGCGAAGGAACAGUCUGGGAAUUCGGAUGUCUUUCCAACCAGUCCGACAAGUGAUAAAUCAUCUUCGUCUCUUUCGCCGACUUCCACAUUGUCUCGAGGGAAACGUAAACAUAGGAAGGGCUCAGACAGAGGAUAUGGCUCGACGAAUUCGAGUUUAUCGGAGUCAGGUAGGCUUGAUUUAUAUACUGUAUUGAUCUGUGUUUCUGUAUGUGCUUUAUCUUUGGAUCUGUAUGCUAUGUUUUCACGCCGGAGGCCUAUAAAGUAUAGUUGCAGCAUUUUCACGUCUGUCAGGCGUACCGUCUGGGGGCCUCUGUAAUUGUGUGGGAAUUUUGUACUGCAGGCAAAUCACUAGCCUGCGCGCAGACUAUAUAAUGACGCAGGCAGGCAAAUCACUUGGCUCGAUGGGUUAAGGGGGAACCUUCCCAUCCGCCUCAUGUGCCGAACGCAUUAUAAACAAUAGAUAAUGAGGCAUUUCAGCUGAUUAUCUAUUACUUAACUCGUCGAAUAGAUGAUUUCACCUGUUGACUAAAUUUUGAUCUAGGGAAGCCUCACAUAUCGAUUUCGUCCAUGAGAAACGUCAUAUGUUCGUUUCUCUGGAGACCCCCCCCCUUAGAAACGUCACACAUAGUUAUCGAUAUUUUGUUCAAUAUAGUACAUAAGGUAAUUUUCUACUAUUUUCUACGGUCGGCUAUUGGCGAUGCUUCCGCGAGAAAUAUGUCAUCUUCUGCUGACAUAUCUUUUUUUAUUAAUAUAUAUGAACUUCAAAAUUUCCAACGUUUCUCAAAACAACUUUUUUUUGCAUGAAAUAUUGAUAAUUUUAGCGCGGUUUUCUUGAAAUUUGAGUGUUUUCAAUGCAAGGAAGGCGUAAUAAUAUAAAUGUAUACGUGUAGAACAGGUAUGGUAUAUUACGAAUGUAGGCCUGCUGGUGUUUGUAUCAAGUUGUUUUCUUUUUUCUACUCUGCAAAGAUGAUUUCGAAAUGUUAAGGCUUUCGAAAAAACUAUCGAAUUUUUCCAUGAUAUUUACAGAGAAACGUCACAGCUGCAAACCCCCCACCCCCAAACGAACAUAUGACGUUUCUCGUGGAAAAAAUCGAUAUGCGAGGCUUCCCCUAGACAAGAAGAUUCUGAACAAAAUCCAUCAGCACAGCUAGAAAGAGCAUGUUAAAAUUAGUAAAAUUGCAAAGUGUGGUUGCGAAAUGUUGUAAAAUGCGAAGAAUAUAGCCCUGCGAAAUUUCACUUUCGGCCCAAAUUUGCAAAUUUCGCAGGGCUAUAUUCUUCGCAUUUUACAACAUUUUGCAAUCAAGCUGUCCAUUUUUACUAAUUUUAACACGCUCUUUCUAGCUGUGGUGAUGGAUUUUGUUCUUCUUGCCUAGAUCAAAAUUUAGUCUAGAGCUAGAAUCAUCCAUUUCAGUCGCGUCGAAUGCAAUUCAAACAAUAGAUAAAAGAAGCUUAAGGUUACUUCACACGAUGAACGUGCGUUAUAGUCUAUUGGACAUUGCGCAACGAAUUUUAGGUGUAACUUUACCAAAUUUUCAGUGAAGAAAGCCAGGAAAAGGGUGAUUUCGAAAAUUUUCAUUUGAUCGGUGUUCUGUUUAAACAUUUUCAGUAUUGGCUGACUGAGUAAAUAUGUAGGUACCUUUAUAAAAAAAUCAAAGUAUGUUUAUAGUUUAUCUCAACGUUUGUCCAGAUAUCGCAAUUCGAAUCUUCAUAGGCAUGGUAAUUAGGCAUAGGAUUUGUCACUGAUAAUUCACGAAGUUGUCAAAGAAAACGUCAUAUCAGAAAAACCAUUGAAGAAGAGAAAUUUUCCGCACUCGUUUUUUUACCGUACCUAUGAAGAUUCAAAUCGAUAUAUGUAGACAAACGUUUAGGUAAACUAUAAACAAAUUUUGAUUUUUUUGGGACUGGCCUAUGUAUUUCUUUAGUCAGCCAAUACUGGACAUGUUUAAACAGCAGAACACCCAUCAAAUGAAGAUUUCCGAAAUCAGCAUUUUAUUGGCUUUCUUCACUAAACAUUUGGUAAAGUUACACCUAAAAUUCGUUGCGCCAUAUUCAAUAGACUAAAACGCACGUUCAUCAUGUGAAGUAACCUUAAUGAGGUUUAUCAUGUCAUUAUCUGUUGUAUUAAUUGCAUUCGACGCGACCAAAAUUCGACGUAUAAAACGGGCCUCAGAAAAUGUGGACGGCAAUUUUGUAACUGUGGGCGAAAAUUUAACUUUUUCUUACAAUGAGCUUAUUAGACUAGCUACUAUUGUCAAUAAAAAUGUUAAAUUUCAAGUUCACCUAUACCAAAUAUAAUCUGAAUCAAUAGAAAGGUUGCAAUAAAUCCAUUUGGAGUUAUAUGUGUGGUUAAAUCUGCUAAAAAUAGCAUUUUUCCAAUUUUUUCGUUAUUUUCCACACUUGAAGUGUAAUAACUAUACGAAGUUCUUUUUGGUGAACUUGAAAUUUUACAUUUUUGUUGAAUAUGAAUUGGACCAGUUUUAUGAAUAAACGUUCACUAACAAAUGAGUGUCACAGCCAUCUUUCCUUCGAUAGGCCAUGGUAAAACCCACCUAUACCGUUCAGCUAUUUCCAUUUUACGAACUACCUAUUAGAAUAGUGAAUAGACCUUUCCCCUUUUAAGUGAAAUUUUGAUCUAGACAAGUCUGGACAAAAAUUUCAUCACAGCUUGAAAGAGCAUCACAAAAUUAGUAAUAUUCCAAAGUUUUGUUGCAAAAUCUUGUAAAAUGCGGAUAAUAUGGCCUUGCGAAGUUUGCCGUUUUUCAGUCAUUUUGUAUUACAAUAUUAUUACAGUAUUUGUAAUACAAAAUGACUGAAAAACGGCAAACUUCGCAAGGCUAUAUUAUCCGCAUUUUACAACAUUUUGCAACGAAACUUCGGAAUAUUACUAAUUUUGUGAUGCUCUUUCAAGCUGUGAUCCAGACUUGUCUAGAUCAAAAUUUCACUUAAAAGGGGAAAGGUCUAUUGGGCGUGGGAGGGAGGGGGGGGGGAGUUUUUUGCCAUGGUUUGCUUUCGUGUUGUGAUAUAUUUUUACUGCCACUUUCUGGUUGUAUGGAUUUUUGUUCAGAAAUGUUUUGCUUGUUUUAAUUUUUCCGUGCCCCCCUUGACUUUUCCAAUGGUCCGCCCAUUGUAUUUCACAAUCGUAAUAAACUAUAUAUAUAAAAUUUAAUAAUGGUUAAUUAAUUCAGACUUCCGGUCUAUUAAGACUAUUAACAUUAUAAUCUCCUUGAUCACAAAAGCACAGCAUUCUGAGGUCAAGAGCUAUAGAAUGAAAAUUGCACCCCUGCCAUGCGGUAAAUUGUUGAUGUAGGUUUGAAAAGUCUAGAAACGGUUUGAUCAAGUUUAAACAUUUGCCUUAAACGUUUCAGAAUUUGGGUAAAAUUAUUAAGUGACAUAUAUGGUUUGAACGCAUGUUAUACAAUGGGAAACAACCGCUCUCGUCAUAAUUUGCGGCUCAUUUGUAAUCCUUGCUUUGUUCUUCAUUAUUUACCAUGCAUCUACGCCUGAUUAAUAUUGUGGCAUUAUAGAAUAUAGUCAAAUAAAGUGCAUAUAUGACUUGAAUGCAUGUUAAUUAUACAACGAGAAAAGCAUCACUGUAAUAUAAAUAAGCUCUAUAAUCUUUGCAAUAUUUUUACUAUUAAGACAUAGUCAUAGAAAUAUAAAAAAAAAUAGUUUGUAAUAUGAAAUCAAUUACCAAAAAGAAUUCAUGAUUUCUCUAUGGCUGACAGCCAACUAUGAAAUCAUCAUAUCAACUCAAUAGCUGACGAAAUAUGAUGGAGUUUUGACAUAAUAUUCAACGCCGUAACGUCAUAACGCUGAUACUGUAGGAAAAAAAAUUGCAUCUCAGUGAUCCAAUGUAAUAAAAAAAUGCUGCACGUAUAUGUCACGCCAUGCCAAUCAGCCAAUGACAGCUGCCGAAGGAAUGAGGAACAACCAGCUUCUUUAUACAACCGGCUGCUGUUUCAUCUUUUAAAUAAAUCAAUUAUUGAAUUCGGUUUUCGCAUGACAUGAUGAAUUACAGUAUCAAGGCCUCAUGCAGUAUGUGUUUACCAACCUCAGCCUUCGGCUUCGGUUGAAGACUCAAAGCUUGAUAAAUAAUCGAGACCAUUUCAAAUUAUAAUUCUAUUUCCUUUUCCAGAAUAUAAAACGUAUAAAACAUGAUUAUUUAAGCAAACUUUCUUGCAUUCCGAAGGUCUAUAUUUUAUUCCCACUUUUCAUAAACUUUUACAAGAUAUUUUACUUAAAAAAUUAUUGUUUUCAUUGUGACAUGACAAACACUCGAGUGAUUACGCAUAUUCAUUUGUAAGACAAUAUGCGUGACUGAAAUAUGAUUAAAAAAGCUUUUUUUUCUUUCGAGGGAACAUAAUUUGCAUAAAAGUCGGAUAAAUAAUUGUGUGGGCCUGUAAUUAAAGUGUUUUCGACCAGAAUAGCAACGUUGGAAAGGUAUAUUUAGUAGAGGCCCGUGAGAUUUUGAGAAUUAACGAAGAAGUGCUGAGUCUGGACAAGUAGCGCGGUAGCAGUGUUUAUUCAGACUUGGUAUUAAGGAAGUGAGCAACACACAAGUUUUCGUCAACUAUUUUCUCGUAAUUUCUCCGACAUACGGAAACAAAAGCAAACAAUUCGACUCGAAGGACCGAAGGCUUUACUAUAAACAUUCGAGAAUAUUUCACGCACGUUCUAAGCGAUUAAUAUCGGGAUUAAAAUCGUCAUUUGCCACGAAGAAAGAUGACUACAAUGAAGGCAAGCGAUUCCCUUGAUGAUUUACUUCAGAAAAUUCGUCUCGCUACUCGAAAUUCUUACACCUUGGACGUUGAUACUAAUAUUUGUCCUCAUUGUGGGAAUAAAAGGCAUUCAAAUCCGUAUGCCAACCUGAAAGGCUUGUCUGGAAUAGACACAAAUGGCAUUGAAGGUACUUUAUAGUUUUAAAUUUUGACUUUGUGCUGGGAUAAAAAUCGCAAGGGCCGGCCGGUCUUUGUUGAUUAUUAGGCUUAUUAAACGUCGCUCUUUAUUAAAUAUAGAAGUUUGAUUUAUUACAAAAGCGAGUUAGGCGUUUUGGGGCAUUUUAUAUCUUUAAGAGUGCAAAUAAUAUAGGUUUUAGAAUCUAUUGUACUUGUUUAUUUUAGAGUUUAAUAGUCGCCAUGUUGUUUGUGAAUUUUUAAUACUUCAUGUGAGAAUAUUAUGUCGAUGAUUUUAAAUAUCUGUUAAAUAUUAUUAAUAUUAAUAACUAAAUUCUUUGAUUAAUAGAAAUUUUUAAUAGAACUUUGGCCUGCCACCAUUACAAAACAGGAAAAUUUUGUCAAUGUUAAUACAUGUGUGUCAUAUGUAUGUGACUGAUUAAAUUUAAAAAUUUAAUGCCAUUUAAGAUUUUAAUGUAAACAUGGGUAAAAUAUAGAAUUCAAUCAUUAAAUUAAAAAACUCCUACUGUCCCUAUUAAUUGAAUUGUUUCGUGGGGGUAAAAUUUUAUCACAUGGUAACACUUGUCAGCUGUCGUGUUUUCGUUAUAUCUUGUAUUAAGCAAUAGGCAGGACACAAAGAAUCGGCUAGGGUGGGUCUAAUUACCUAAUGGUUUAUUAUCCACAGAAAGCUUUAGGCUUAAAUAUUUCAUGUUUAUUUUGUUCGCUUAUAUUCGUUGGUUUCCUGUAUUCAUUAGGGAUGGCUGGGUAGGUCCAUUUUGAAAAGCGGCACUUGAAGUACUUGUGUAGAUCUUGUAGUGUUCUCAACUGAAUCUUUGCUCGCUGUAAGAGGACAAAGGCGGCAUCCGUUAAUAGCUUGCCAUAUAUGGUAUUAAGCAGUUAUGUUAAUUUAAUAGUACAAUAUUGCCAUGCGGCUGUAUAUAGCUCGAGCGACUUAAAUAAUCUUCAAUGAUAGAAUCGUAAACAUUGAUGGCAUAUUGAAAGCUAGAACUCUCUGCAUAGGUUAGAUGAGCCUUUAAGCUAGACUUAUCUCUGGCUGCUGUGGUUAAAUGUUAGAACUACGUGACAAGUAUAUUGAUUAAAAACACAUUUUGAUGUUUUAAGCCACAAAGGCUCAUUGUUAUUAGAGAGCAUAUGACUUCACAACUUAAUGAUUUGAAGACACGUCACUCAAAUUUAUUAUAUCAGAGUGUUAUAGUUCCUUUUUUUAGGUAGUUCAUACACAAACCAUGGCAACUUAGGGUUGAAUACCACCUGCAAUAGACCCCACAUUUAAGAUAUCUUUUUCAGGUAGUUCAGACACAAACUACAGCAGCUCGUUGCAGAAUACUACCUACAAUCGACCCCCACAUUUGAGAUAUCUUUUUCAGGUAGUUCAGACACAAACGACAGCAGCUCAUUGCAGAAUACUAUAGAUCUACAAUUGACCCUCACAUUUGAGAUGCUCUUUCCACAGUAGCAUAUUGUCAAAUACUACCUACACUGGACUACCACAUUUGAUAUAAUCUAGCUUUGAUAUAAUUAACUCAUAUAAUUGAGUCUUACUAGACACUAUGUAUACAUGAUUCUUAUCUAAUCUCUUUAAUCUCCCUUAGAACUGUUUGUGGAAAUCCCAAAGAAUCCGAGUGUGAAAUUUGAUAAAGACACAUCGGCAUUCUGGUAUAAGCCUCAUAUCACAAGAGAACAAGGUUUGUUCAAGAAUCUUUACUGCUAAAUAUCUCAUGAACAAUAGUAUAGUCUAAUUAGCAUUAACCAGUCCACAAUUUCACAGUUGUGCUCAUGCAGUGACAUAGCCAGAGGGGGCCUCGAGGGCAAAAUAUUGGGCCUCCCUUGGAAAAUGCUGACUAGUACAAUCAUGUCCAUUAUAUUUUUAUUUCUUGUAAUGGAAAUUUUAUAUCUUCCUCUAUGUUCAGUGUGACCAGGUUUUUUCAGGGCAAAUUACCACAUCCGGUUUCAAAAAUUACUAUUUUCUGUCUAAAAUUACCACAGUGCUAUAUUUUCCCAAUUUUACCAUAUUUUUUCGAUAUUUUCCCAAAAAAUGUUGACGAGGGGGGAUUUUUCCGGAGAACCGCCUCGUAAAUUAGGGUCAAAAAAAUUUUUCCCGACAAAUAAUAAGUAAAACAACAAAUUUUCACCAAAAUCGGUCGAAUUUAUGGUUUUUUCACCAAAAUCUAUACAUUUAAGGUCAGGAAAUUUCAAAUUACCACAAUCGGCCGAAAUUGAUGAAAAAUUACCACGGUAGUUCUGAAAUUACCGUAGUAAUUACCACAAAUUUCCAAUUACCACAAUCGUCCAAAAAUGACGAAAAAUUACCACGGUAGUAAUGAAAUUACCUCAUCUGGUCACACUGUCUAUGUUUUGAAUGUUCUGGAUUCGUCUGUGAUUAAGUAUAGUUGUUAUGUGAUAAAUGGUUAUUUAAAAUCGCCAAAACGCAUUAAAAUAGCCCUCAAAAUGCUGAAAAUGGCAGUCUACAAUUUUAAAAUUUUCCCAUGGGAGCAUGCCCUCGGAUCCUCCUGAAAGUUAAUUGUACUAUAUUAUUUAUGCAUGGCUAGCAUGGGAAUCCAAAUACAUAAUAAACAAACUUUAUUUGAACAAGCGUUGGGUAAAAUUGCUUGGGCCCCCAGGGAUUUUUUCACUCCUUCCCUUAACUAGAAAUCCUGGCUACAUCACUGCAAUCAUGAUACCAUCUCAUUUUGUCUCUAUUUCAUUUUUGUUUUCAUAGUGCCUUUCGAUCCAAAUAAAAAAAUGGAUUUAAUAACAAAAUUGUCCCCCCCCCCUCCUUGCCAAGACUAGUGAGGGUGUACACAGGGACGCCGGAACGAUGUCAAGGCAAGGGGGGCAGAUUUUCGUGAGAGGGCACUUUUGAAUUGAUAUAUACUAAGAGAUGUUUGCAAAACAUUGGGAGGAUUUUCUAUUUAUUGGAUGAUAGGGGUGUGAGAGGUUUCUCCGCCAGGCGAUUGUGCUAUUCUUGAAGCUCGAUGACUGCAUUUCUUGCGUUUUCUGAAGCAAAUUCGUAAAAGAAUCUAACUAACAUUUCUGACAAUUCGCUAUUUCGCCAAGACAAUCCUUUAAAGUGAAAGGGCACCUUUGCCCCCCUUGCCCCUCCUGGUAAAGAGCAACGGGGCAGCUGCCCCUCCUGCCCUCCCAGUUCCGGCGUCCCUGGGUGUACACCUCCUGCAUGCCCAGUAAAUCUAUCCCUGAGUUAAACUACUUACCUGAUUGUAAGCCCUGUUUGUUUUCAUUGUACAGCAAUAGCAUUGUUGCAAGACAAACCUCCUGGAACAUUUGUGAUCCGAGACAGUCAGUCAUACACUGGUGCAUUUGGUCUAGCUGUGAAGGUUGAAGUACCACCAAUGCAUGUCAUUCAGAACCAAAAUAAAGACUUUGGUAUGUCUCACUUAACUUUGUGACAACGUUUCUUAAUUAAGUAUACAUGUAUAGUAUAUUAAUUAAAACACAGUUCAGCCUUUUGACUGAUGGUUUUUAAGGCACAUUACAACCCUUUUAAUAGACAACUUGCAUGUUAGACUAAUUUUUGAUCUGGGCAGAAAAAAGUAAAUUCCCGUAAAGAACUUAUCAAAAUUAGUAAAUUUGCAAAAUUUGGUUAUGAAAUGUUGUAAAGUAAGGAAAAUAUAGCCUUGUGAAGUUUGCAUAUUUUGUAUAUGUUUGUAUUACGUGCGGAAAUUUUACCAUUGUUGAGCCGAAAAUGGUAACAAUUUCCGCACGUAAUACAAACAUAUACAAAAUGUGCAAACUUCUCAAGGCUAUAUUUUCCAAACUUUACAACAUUUUGCAACCAAAUUUUGCAAUUUUACUAAUUUCAUUAUGUUCUUUUUAGCUGUGGUGUUUGAUUCCCUUCUCUUUACUUAGAUUAAAAUUUAGUCUAACAUGCAAGUUGUACAUUGAAAAAAACUAACUAGGAAAAUCAAUUAAGCAUAAUUCAAGAUCACUGAUCUCAAUAUUUCUAACAUUUUUUUAACAUUUUUAAUGUUGAAAACAUUGAGUUCACUGAUCUUGAAUUGUGCUUAAUUGAUUUUCCUAGUUAGUUUUUUCAAUAGACAAUCCCAUUAUAGACUAAUUUUAAAACUAGGCAAGGAGAUGCAAAUAAUCACCACAGAUAGAAAGGGCAUACUAAAAUUAGUAAAUUUUCAAAGUUUGGUUGCGAAAUGUUGUAAAAGGCGGAAAAUAUAGCCUUGCAAAGUUUGGAAAUUUUGUAUACUUUUGUAUUGCGUGCGGAAAUUGCUACCAUUUUCGGCCCAAAUGUGGUAGGAAUUUUCGCACGCAAUACAAACCGAAAGUAUACAAAAUUUGCGAACUUUGCAAGGCUAUAUUUUCCGCUUUUUACAACAUUUCGCAACCAAACUUUGUAAUUUUACUAAUUUUAGUAUGCUCUUUCUAGCUGUGGUUUAGUAUGCUCUUUCUUUCUUCACCUCUAAAUACAAGACAACUGCAUGUUAUUGUCGAUUUCAAGUCACUUUUCAACGCGCGGUUCCCAAGUUCGUUGCAAACUUGCCAAUUACGUUUCCAAGUUCGAGAAUUGGGCGUGAACUUCGCAACAAAGUUUACAAGUACAUUUCAAUGUUUGAACUAUUGUAAACAAAUGUUCAUAGACAUAUAGUUCAAGUUGAAAUUAACAAUUCAAUGGCAAUUCUUGGUCCAGUGGGCUACCAAGAAGGUUUGUACUGUAUUUCAUUGAAUUGGUUAUUAUUAUUGCGCAUGAACAUUUGUUUACAAACGAAGUUCAAACAUAACUUUGUUGCGGAGUUCGCGCCCAAUUUCCGAACUUUGAAACGUAAUUGGCAAGUUCGCAACGAAUUUGGGAACCGCGCGUUGAAAAGUGACUUGAAAUCGACAAUAAUAAUAAUAAUUAACAUAAUAACAUUAUAACCAGGCGACGGUUAAUUGAUAAAAAGGAAAAAACGUUGUGUUUUGAAACCCAAUUAAACCGAUGUUGUUCUAGGCAACGGAAAACCGGCAAAAAAAUUCGGAAAAAACUGUUUGUUUGAAACUUAACAAUAUUGAAACAAAACGGCAGCUUACUGAGCUUAGUUAACGUUUUCUGACGAAACUUUCAAACGUUAACAAAUAGUACACCCAACGGUGGCUUACCGCUUACAUAUUAAGGCAGCACUACACCAUUUAUACAUGAACAAGCUUUUAAACCAUUACAAUUUCUUUUAAAACUGAAGUCAUAAACGUGUGGCGUGAAGUUUAAAGGUGAUCUACAGUCCGAUCUGCGCAUGUGCACAAAUGAGCCCACUUUUUAUGAUACAAACAGUUUAACUAUGUUUUGAGUUCUUGAAAAGCCUGAUUGUUGUUUCUUGAUCAUUUAUUAUACUCUAGGAGCUUGAAAAUAUAAAUAGUUGUCGAAUAAAGCUCAAUAUUUUGGACACAAAAAUGUAAACAAAGGCUUUGUUUACAUACGGACUGUAGAUCACCUUUAAUCUAACUAUAGUAUAUAUUUUGACAUAAUUUAUAAAAAUCGUUUUUCUCAGACGAUUUUCGGAUUGGCUUCUGCUCUACAAAUAAUUCUUGAUAUCGCGUAAUUAUGACGUCAUCUGUAGAUAAAGUUUUCUACAUGUAGUUCUCUGCAUGUAGAUAUCACAUCUGCAGAUGAUAAUUGCAACACCUGAAAAAGCCAGCCUGUUUACACGAAGAGAAAACAACGCUAUGGCGUUAUUUGCCGUGGUAACUGAGAGCAAUUUACAAAACAAGUGCACGAAAGGAAACGGAAAACAUUAAACGAGUUACAAAGACAGUAUAUUGAGAGUUUUCAACGAGUAUCUUGAAGUGAAAAAGAUAAAGCGAAACUUAAGAGCAAUAGAUUGUUUCCGAAGUCGUAAAACUGUUAAACUAAAACCUUUUUCUUGUAUACAGGAGUAUAUCCUGUCCUUUGCCACUAGAAGUAACGAAAAGUCUUUACAAAAGUUAUGUUUUUGAAUUUAUGUUUUUGAACUUUUUUUCUACCCCUUGACUUGAAAUCACAAUCUUUAUUCGCACAUUUUCAAAACUACUGUAAUCAAGUAAGUUCAAAAACAUAACUUUUGUUAAGGCUUUCUUUACUUAUGGUGGCAAAGAACAGGAUAUAGAUAUACCAUCUUUUAUAGGGGUGGAGGCAGUUUGUAGUGUCCAUCCCCUGUAUGUGUGUAAAAAUAAUUAUGGAAUUCCGUUUUCGCAUGAUAUCGAGAAUUAUCAAGACUUCAGUUUGUGUUAGAUAACACAACCUCGGCAUUCAUAAUUCUCAAUAUCACGCUCGACCUCAUCCAAUAAAUAAUUAUUAAUUGUUUUUCCUCUCUAAUAACUGUUGGCUUUCCUCCUUGGCGAAACCCAUUCGCGAUGAUUAUGUUAAUUAACAAUUAUUCGCCGAAGGCGAGGUGAAUAUCGCUGAAUAAAAACCGAGACGAAGUCGAGGUUUAUUCAGCGAUAUUCACCGAGCCUGAGGCGAAUAAUUGUUUUAGUAUAAUUACAAAGGUGAUUAUUUGAAAAAAAAUAAUAUAACACAUCUCAAUCUUUUUUCGUACGGCGGUGACUUUAGCUUUCUAUAUCCAGGGCCGUUCAUAUCGCCAUCAAGAAUGCUUUUUGUAGUAAUUUCCAUCACUUUUUCCUUAUAGAAACGUAGAAUUUUGAUAAACAUUUGUUUAUUCCGUCAGUAUUGAUGUCUUUAAACUCAUUUGUGAAUUCUGACUGUCGUUGAAACAAAUCUGUUGUAGAAAAUACUUUUUUUACAAACGUAAACAAAUGUCUAAACUAUUGUACGGCAACUUAAAUAAAACGGUGUUUUAUGCGAAGUAGUUUCCCCAUCUCGUAGUUUCCCAUCUCGAAAUACUUUUAAGCCAAAUUUUGUCACUUUCGUGCUUUUAGGUACAGUAUUUUCUUUAAAAUUUAAUUUAUUUCUUCAUCUGUCACUUCGACGAAACCACUCGCCGCCAUUUUGAAAAAUCCGCUUAGGUGAUUAUCGCGUAAUAAUCCGAGGUCGCUUGACCAAUCAGCGGCCACAAUUUUCGAUAAUCACCUUUGUAAUUAUACUAAUACUGUAUACUUUCCAUUAUUUUAGAGCAUAUAGAUCCGUCUGAGUUUGUUCGACAUCUCUUGAUUGAGUCCACUCCUAAAGGAGUUCAUCUGAAGGAUUGUAAAGAUGAACCAUUGUUUGGUAAGAAAAUUUGCUAAAACUUUAGCAUGGUUUGUGUCUGGACUAUUUCAAAAAAUCAGACACACUUUAAUGUCUCUGUAAUGUCCUUGCUUUCAACAUUAAAACGAAAGAAUAGACCUUGCCGAUUAUUCUCUUUUACCCAAUGGCCUCGUUUUCAUGUCAAAUACUUACUCCUGUUUUGUGCUUAGUAUAGGGUUGAAAAUUACUUUGUUAUUUAGCCUAAGAACAGCAAGAAACAAAUUCGUCCGGGAAAACAUGGGAAUAUAAUCUUUAUUUGCCCCUGACGUGCUAAAAUAAGUUAACAUGGAAACGAGGCCAUUGGGAGCCGUCCAAGUCAUGAUUCAGACAGAUAAGGGUACUGAUGCAGUAGCUUAUUGAAAAACUUACUUAGUAUACAUCCACGUUUGAAUUCAGUUUGCAGUGGUGGGAGUCAAUUUUCAAACAGUUUUCAGCCCGCGUUUACCCUCGCGUACACGCCAUGAAAGUUGAACUCGCGCGAUUAAUUAUAAUUACACACGUGACUUGUAUAGGCGCGAGGAAAGCGACCAAAAUGGAAAACGGGCUUAAAGCCCUGGGGCCAGUUGUAUAAAAAAGUGAUUAAAGUUAACUAUAGUUGAGUGCAAACGUCAUCCAAUAAGAAGCGCGUAUUUGAGAGUUAAUCACUAUUUAACUACAAAAUAGUGAUUAAAAAAGUGAUUAAGAGUUUUAUACAACCGGCCCCAGGUCAAAUGAGGAUGCGAGUUGAUAAGAGUUGUAACUCUCACUCGCCUUUGACUGGGACACGAGAGUUGAGGAAAACCUCGUUUCGAUUGCCAACUCUGACAAACUCUCAUCGUUUGACCAAGUGUUAUAUCAUUCUUUUAGGAAGUCUUGCCGCUUUUGUUUAUCAGCAUUCAUUGACGGAAAUCUCGCUUCCGUGUAAACUUGUGCUGCCAACGAAAGGUACAGUAACAGUAAAAUAAAAUAAAAUAAAAUAAAAUAUCUGUUCUUCUUAAGCCCCGUUUAUAUACUUGCAUUUUUUUUCUUCUGAUGGUGUGAACGAGCUAUCAAUGAGUUCAGAUGGGGGUACAUCUGCUCAGAACAUUCAUAACUCAUCCACUUGUUCACAUGCGUCAGAAGAGGACAAUCGCGCUAGAAAUCGCCGCAAAAAUUGCAAAUGUAAACGGGCCUUUUAUAGUAUUGUACGAGAUUGUAAUACGAAAGUGACUUUCAUUGCCUUUGUUAUUAUAAAAUUCAUGUCUAGAUCUAACGGUUGGGACGUUAAAAAUCACAGACAGACAAGAAACGGAGGUUCAACUGUUGACUCAAGGGGCAGGUUAGUUGAAUCGUUUGUUUGGCAUUAACCAUCUUUUAAGGAAGUUAGUUGCUAUCUUCUCGUAUAUAAUAAUAAUAAUAAUAGUCUUUAUUAAAAUGCUCAGAUACAUCCGUCUGAGCUGACAAUCGAAAGGUAAUUGAUCUAGAUAGUUAUAUUUACAAUGUAAGUUAAGAAGCGUAAAAAGUUUUAAAUACAUUAAAGUCUAAACAAAGUUAUACAGACAACGAUUUAUGAACGACCUUUUGAAUCUUUCUGUUCUCACUAGGGGGAGUUCAUACUCAUGCCCUCUAGGCCUAAGUAACCUACUUCUUUUUUCCGGCAGCAGUUCAAGCAAUGCAUUGUCCUCAGUUGAUGUUAUUUUGUUCCACAGUUUCUUAUCUCUCUUAUCACGUAUUUCUUUAAUGUGUGUUCAUUUUGAUAUAUAACCAUUCUUAUGUGCACGUUUAAUGAAUUUAUCUAUUUGGUUCAAAUAUUUACCGUAUAUGCCCAAUGUUAGCCUAUUAAUGGCUUACUUUGAAAGACAUUGGGUAUGGAAGGGAUAAAAAAGGAAGAUUAAAUUUCAAAAUCCUCUAAUUAGAAAAGCAGUCAAAUAUAUUGACUUAAUAGCGAUCUACUUUUUUUGGAAUUUCCCACCGUCACCAGCCCAAAAUUUUCCGCCAACAAAAAUUGAAAAUCCGUUCUUGGAAACCAAAGUAUUUUCUUGGAACAACGUUCCCAGGAUCAACUACUAUUUCUAGCUCUGAAAUGUAGUGCUCUUUAUUGUGUUGUCAAUGUAGCGAAUCAAGCUUCAAAACUUUACAGUGAAAUGUCAAAUAGUUUCAAUGUUCAAAGCAAAGAUAUCACUAAACAGCGCGUAAUGUUUUAUUGUUUAGCAUGUAACGUGGCGUAUCUUGGUUCGUUCAAUGUGGAGUCCCUCACAGGACCCGCAGCUUUAAAAUAUGCAGUAGCCAAGAUUGAACCAGGGCGAAAGAACAAGGAGCACGAGCCUGUCUUGGUUAACUUUAAAAUCAACAAACAAGGAAUAACGUUGACAGACAAUGAUAGAAAGUAAGUGGGACGAAAACGCGGCUACAAUCGUUGACAAAAGAGAGCUUAAACUUCGCGUUUAACGACAAACGUCAGGCAAAGAAAACGCUAUUACAAAGCAGUAAAAAGUAAAUGGGCUUGUUUUUUAACUAGAAUGCUUAACUAUUCCUGUGCCAUAUGAAGGAAAAUAUGACACGCAGAAAACAUUGAAUUUGGUUAAUGAAUAAAUAGUCCAGCGGAAAAGUAAAAAAUCAUGCACUUUGUGAAGAAAGCACCAAAUUCACAGGAAGUGUAGACUUUAACAUGAUAAUGAAUGUUAGAUAUGGAGGCAUCGCCAAAAUUGAUGCUGACGGCUUAAAAUUUAGAAUUUCUUAUAUUCUCUUAUUAAACUCUAUUACUGUUUAAAAUUGUGAAAUUGCAGGUUUACAUAUAGCAAAAAUGACUUGCAUGAUUAGAAAGCUUACAAAAAACUACAUAUAAGACUUUUAAACGGUUGAUUGAUUUUCCAAGCGGUUUUCCAGUUAUUGCUAUUUAAAAACGUGAUAAAUAGGCAAAAAUCCCGCCAAAGUCCUGGACACUAGCCCUAAAACAUAUUUUCAACCGCUCAUAACUCCAGAGGAGUUGGACAAUCAAAGUAACUGCUUAAAAUGUCUUAUAUACAGUUUUUUGCAUGCUUUGUAAUGACGCAUGUCAUUUUUGCUAUAUGUGAACCUGCAAUUUCACAAUUUUUAAUUGUAUAAGAGAGUAAUAAGAGAAUAUAAGAAAUCCUAAAUUUUAAGCCAUCAGCAUCAAUUUUGGUGAUGCCUCCAUAUCUAAGAUUCAUUAUCAUGUUAAAGUCUACACUUCCUGUGAAUUUGGUGCUUUCUUCACAAAGUGCAUGAUUUUCUCAAAUAUCUGUGCAUAUCCGCUGGACUAAAAAUGGUCGCAGUCUACGUAUAUUUGAACAGCACAAUCGGAAAACACAAACUACUUUUUCUUUAAUUUUAAGUCUUAAUACCAAGGUAACAGUUUGUUCAAUUACAACAAAACGUUUUUCAAAGACGCCGUGUUUACAUAAUUUUAUGCCACCCCGGCGAGAUAUUUGGUGCGAAAAAACAGUCACAUGAACACAGAAGUGAUUCAACGAGUGUUAUAACGAGUCCAGUCAUUGAUGCAAUUUUCUGCGACUCGAGUCGAAUACGAAAAAUGACUCGACUCAACUUGUUCAUUUCUGCCGUAAAGGACUCGAGUCAACUUCAGCUACAACUUGUUCAGGAUAAAUUCAUCAAAAAUAUUGUAGUUGAAUAGGUUGGGAAGAAUCCUGAAAGAGCUUAAAAAAAUAAAAAGUAAUUCUCGAUGCAUGUCUUCACUUGUAGAGAAAUGUUUGAUGGCAUUUUUGUUCACCUUUUUGUUCAUCAUACAAUGGACCUAUUCCUUAAUGAGCAUUACAAAAGUAGUAAUAUUCCGAAGUUUCGUUGCGAAAUGUUGUAAAAUGCGGAUAAUAUAGCCUUGCGAAGUUUGCCGUUUUUCAGUCAUUUUGUAUUACGCACGGGAAAUUGAUACCGCUUUCUGAAAAAAUGUAGCGGGCCAUAGCUUACAGAUAUCGUUUAAACUCUAUAUCCAUUUUUCUAGAUUAUUUUUCCGCAAACAUUAUCCUCUUAAACAUGUUCUUUAUUGGGGAACAGAUCCAGACGAUACAAGGUCGGUUUAAAAUCUUAAGCAUCCUUGACUAUGGUAUAUUAUAUUGAUAUGUAUAAACUUUUAUGAUAAGUAAAGUUUGAUAUGGAAAGUUAUGUUACAAUAACAACUUUUUUAUUUUUUCUUACUCUAGAUGGGAUCUAACAGAAUAUGGAGGUGGAAAUUUAGCAAGGUGAGAAUUACUGUAUUCACAAACUUACGCCCGUAUUUGAAAAGCUCACUCACACUCGAUGAGUGAGUGGAGGUUCAAUCUGAGCUUCUCAUGAGUGUCAAUGCUGUAUUUGAAUAGCUGGAGGUUGAGUAGUCACCGAGUAAGGUAUGACACUAGGCGUAAAAAAAAUUACCUGUGGUUCCGGUUCCCGACCGACCCUAUUUUUUUCUGCCGACCCUAUUAUUUUUUCAACGCGAUUGACCGUGCGACCCUAUUUUCUCCAGGUGGUUGCGGGCUGCUCAUACAGCGUGCCAAAAUGGCGUUUGUUGUCACACUAAUUAUUGAACCAAAUUGCCUAAAUUCGUCCAUAGGAAAUACGCAUCUCUAGUUAAUAUUGAUGUCGGGACAAUACUGCAAAUCGCCUAGCAAAAAACCGCCAAAACCAUGAAAAAAAUAUUCAAAAAAAAAAUUUAUUUCCGACCUAUCGACCCUAAUUUUUUCACGAUAUGAAACCGGAACCACAGGUAUUUUUUUACGCCCUGGCCCUCCAGCUAUUCAAAAACAGCUUUAACACUCAAGAGAAGCUCAGAUUGAACCUCCACUCAUUGAGUGUGAGUGAGCUUUUAGAAUACGGGCGUUACUUUUGCUUCAUGCAUAUGACUGGGGGACCUUAGUGGGGUCAAAUCUGUUCUGCGCAUUUGAGGGUCCUCUGAUGUAAACAAUACCGAAAUUUCGCGUUGUUUCGACAUCUUCUAAAUUGAGCAAACCAGAACGAUGUUAUAGAUAUUAAAGGACAUUGGCAAUAACCAUUAUAUUAAUAAUAAACAUUUCUCGCUCGCCAUAUAAAUGACCGAUUCCUUACUUGUGAUAUUGUGUAUGCUCGUUUAAUUCAACCUCUCACCACCAAUAUUCCCUUUGCUAGAUCCUUCGUAUUUGUAUCAAGAAAAUUCGACAGCGAUGGAAACGAAUGCCAUCUCUUUGCGGAGAUGGAUCCUAAACAACCUGCUUCGACGGUAGUCGAUGUUAUCACGAAAAUAGUCUCGAAUGUGAGCUCAUGAAACUGCUAAGAAAAGAAAGAUCACUUUGGUCAUGCGCAGUAAGAAGAUGGGAGUACCUUUAUCGCCGGUAACAAUUAUGAAAAUCACUUGUCGGUUCUAUUUUGACAACGUUUUCUACUCAUGCCCAAAGCUAUCUACAGUACUACGGAAGCUCUUAUUUUCUAAAUGCUUGACAGACCAGUAAUUUAUUGUAUAUUAAGAAAUCUAUAUAUAUAUAUAUGAACAACGUUGAUAUGUGUAUUUACAAAGAAAGUGUAAAUACUGUUUAAAAUAGGGAGUUGCAAUCUGGAAGAAAGGAAGUUAGGUGAACAAUGUUCAAGGUGGUCCUGGACCGAGGGAAAAAAUCGAACGUGAAUCGCCCUAGCUUUACAUACGAUGAAAGGCGUCGAGUUAUCAUGUCGUCGUUUUUGAUGUUGUUGUUUCUGUUGCGUCUGCUGUUGUUCAGUUAUUGCAUUGUUAGCGUUGUGUUAUUUCUCGUUUUUGUUCAAAAUUUCUCGGCAUUGAUCAAAAUGUGAGCACGGAAUCCUGUGAGGACACGAAAAUUUGACUUCCACUACCAAUACCUCUUACUAGCUUGGUACCCAUCUGAUUGGUUAAUCGGAUAUAUCAAACACAUCUGAUUGGUUAAUCCGAUAUAUCAAACACAUCUGAUUGGUUAAUCGGAUAUAUCAAACACAUCUGAUUGGUUAAUGCUAGUGGAAGUCAAAUGUGACUUUCGUGUGCAGUAGAAUGGUACUUAUGGUGUUAGAGCCAACUUGCAUGUUUUAAGUAAUGAUUUUCUUGCACUUUUAAAUAUUUAAGACCGCAUGGUAAGGUAUUAUGUACAGAUACAUGCUUGCACCUGAUUUGAUACUUGAGAUGUGUAUUGGCAAUGAACUAAGAGCUUAUAUUUAUGCUGGACUUUCACAUAUAUAUACAUAUACUGAAAUGACGUAAUCAAAAUGACGCAACGAUGAAAUCAUUGGAAUAACACAAUAUUGACGUCAUAACGAUGACGCUAUUGGAAUAACAUAAUGAUGACGUCAUGUGAAAAUUUCAGGUAUUAGAGGAAAAAGGUUUGGUUUAAAGCUUUAGUUAUAUUUAAUUUGCGAUUCUUUAUAUGAACUUUCAUUGCCAAUACACCUUUUAAUUUUGAAUAAAUCAAGUUUAAGAACAGUUUAUCUUCUUAAUUAAUACUGCAAAUAUAUUUUUGUACAAUAAAUGUUAAUAUAAAAAUUGAUUAAAUAUUACACAAUGUUGCAGUUAUAUUACUUUCUAAUUUGAACAGUUUGUGUAACAAAAGUCAACUAUGUUCUGAUGAAAGCUUAAUGGGUUUGAAACCGUCUUGCUUAGUUUUCCAGUUUUAAAAGAAGGAAAAUACAACAUCAAGGAAGAAAUGAUUUUUGUUAAAGUUUGGGAGUAAAG
Molecule: messenger RNA, 49186 nt
Organism: Paramuricea clavata
Lineage: Eukaryota; Metazoa; Cnidaria; Anthozoa; Malacalcyonacea; Plexauridae
Source: the annotation of a GenBank genome assembly